This is a messenger RNA of Pocillopora meandrina, 64862 nucleotides long. The record is from the annotation of a GenBank genome assembly. Lineage: Eukaryota; Metazoa; Cnidaria; Anthozoa; Scleractinia; Pocilloporidae.
UUGCUCCAGAGAUGACAAAUCUUACCAUUGAGAACAAUCCAAAGAACACCACAGUACUUUUGAACAGCACCUUGACACUUCUCUGUGUCACAAAUGCCAACCCUCCUGCUUUGUAUCACCUGUAUUUCAAUGAGAGUUAUAUUGGUAACAGCAGCUCUGGAAAGUUUAAUUUUACUGUUGAAGGCGAUGGAGUUUACACUUGUGUUCCAAUAAACACAGUGGGCACAGGAAACAAUGACACUCUUAUUAUUACCACUGUUGGUGAGUUACCAUGUAUAUUUUAUAGUACUGUAGCUAAGGUGAGUCAUGGUGGUUGGUGUGACUCAUAAUAAUGAAUUAUGUGAGGAAAUUAAAGCAUGAUGCUUUCUUUGCUUUGAUUGUCUUUGGUUUAAACUGUUUUGUAUUAAUUGAGUCUAUCUUGAUUUGGAAAGCGUUGUUUUACAAAUCAGUGUGAAGUCACCAACACUAUAGUACUUGAUAUAAUUUAAUGGAUAUUCCCAUAAUUAUGCUCUCUAAGGAGUACAUGUGUUACAUCAAUAAAAAUGAUGUUUCCACCAAUAACUUGCAAAAUCUUAUUAUUAAUCUCUACGUGAGUACAUUAAUUUACAUGAAUACAGGACAUUUCGCACAAAAGACUUUUCGCACAAGUCGUUUAGCACAAGUUUUGGACCGUUCGCACAAUUCUUAGAGGUCAUUUCGCACAAUAAUUAUAAGUGAAAAACAUCAAUAUAAAAGGUAUACUUAUUGAUACUGAUAAGACAUUUCACCUUCACAUGUCACUUUCAAUGAGAUCUAUCAGCGAGAACGUAGACAUUUAUUUACGUAAUAACUUCAACCGAAACUCUUGUGAACACGAUCCCUAUUCUUACUUGAAGAAAGAAACAAAUCUUUCUCUCUAUGAAAAUGUAAAGAACUCCUAUUCGAAAGAUUACUUUACUUUUCCUUUGUUAAACGAAAAACCUUUUAGUUUUGACUGUACAUCAUCCACUACAAACAUGCGAACAUGACGACCCGACACAAAGGAUGCCAUGUUGAUUUCGAAACUAAUUGUCACCAAUCCUCCCUCCUCUGAAGUCAAAGUAAAAACCUGCAAACUGUUUCACUUUUUAUUUAAAAGGGGAAAAGACCUUUUUACAAAAUUUCUGUGUAAAUAUAUAAAAUUCGGAUCGAUAAAACAUGCUAUUUGAAGGCGAUCGAACAAGGCCAUGUUACCCGACGAAUCAUGUAUAUUUUAACUCGCUACUCGGUCAAGACUCGUAGAAAUUUAGCCCUUUCCUCAUUCAUUUAAGCUAUAGUACAUCUAAAUUUCUUUAUUUGUUUUGAUCUUAAGCUUGUAUGAUUACCUAUCGAACGGCUAGCGUAUAAUCUUUGAAUUAUUUUGAAUUCUUGAAACUUUCAUUUUUGAUAUUUUGAUAUUUGAGUAUCUAGUUACUACCUACACUGACACGUUCAAGUUGUCAAAUCACAACACUUGCACGUGCCGACAUUCGAUGUGGAUCACUCUCUGAAUAUCGAGUUAUUAACGUUGAACUGUUUUUGCUGUACGUAGUACCAGUAUGCCCAAUUUUCAUUAUAUAAUGAAGAUAUAAGAAGCAAGUUUUCAAUAGCUUUAUUUGAAACUCUUACGGAUCGAUAAAACAUGCUAUUUGAAGGCGAUCGAACAAGGAGGGAAUACUGGUGACAAUUACUUUCGAAAUCAACAUGGUGUCCUUAGCGUGGGUCAUCAUGUUUGCAAGGUAACUUUGUAGUGGAUGAUACUAAAAACUAAAGAUGAGUAGCACAGUCACGCCGCCAUUUUGGACUCAAGUGCCUUUGCUAACGAAUAUCUUCGGGAAGGUUUAACCUCUAAAUCUCACACUUUCUACAAUAUAAGCUUAGUUAUCCUACUUCAUUUUGGUGUAAAGAAAACAAGGUUUGCGACAAAGUGAAAAUUGUAAAAAAUAAAUAUUUCCUGAAAAUGCGUGAAUUUCUGGGUGUAACGCGUAACAUGAAAUGUAUCAGACGGAAGAAAAAAAAUGAAAUAUCUCAAUAUAGAACGCACAUGGGGCCACUAUUUUUUGGCCGUUAGUAGUUUAUGACAAAAGCAACAUGCAGUAUGAUUUGCAACAAGAAUGGUUUAUUCUAACGCAAGUUAUAAACGUCUGUUUUUAUCACUGAACAAUGUAACGCUCGCAACUAUUAAAACAACCAUAGUGUGCAAAACUAGCAAUAAUGAUAAUUUCGACUGUGUAAGCAACAAACUAAUAACAAAAAUGUAAUGGGCAUACAUCAUAAUAUUUACAAACCAACGCUGAAGUUGAAUCGUCAAGCAGAAUGUUUUCCAGAUCAAAAUAAAACGCGCGGAAACACAUUUCGUAACGGCCAUAUUGAGCUUAAUUCCAUCACAUAUCCACCAGUAGAUCCGUUGUCAGACGCGAUUCUUGUUAAGUUGAGUAAACAAGCUCACCUCUCCUGGAAUGGGCUUGUAUUAAGCUAAAGUUACAGAACGUUUCAACCCAUUUCGUUAGAUCUAACGCUAGAAAUUUACGUUUGGUCGACGCGGAAACACUUUCCGCCAUUGCUGCCGUGUUCAUGAACCGUAACGAAGGAAAGUGACGAAGGAAUAUGGCGAAAAACACCACCAAAACUUCCACGAAAUCCGCUCCUUCGCAGCUUCUCUUUGAAAGCACAUAGUUUGUUUACACAGACAAUAACAGGGGAGUCCAUACAGAGUUUGCAGGGGCAGAUUAUUGCAUAAAAAUGAAAUGUAUUGCGUGAUUUUCAACCUCACAUGCCAAGGGAGAACAGGAUGCUGCAGGUUCUCACGUUAAGCAAAAAGUCAGCCAAGCUGUCCUCAGAAGAAUAGCUACUAUCACCAGUGCUCGAAGCAUGCACGACUUCUUAGUCCAGCACUUUUCCCAGCCAGCACCAUCAAGCUUCUCAGCAAGAACAAAGUCAGUUCAGCUAAAGCGCAGGAUCUUCCAUUUUGUACCAUCUUCUGGGGAGGGAUCUGUUGUCAGGAAUAGAGCUGGACGCAAAUUCACAGAAUUAAAAGGAAUCAGAAAACUGCAUUGCGUGAAAACCACCCCUCAGCAGGGAAAGGUGUUUGUGAAUGAUGAGGAGAACUGCACUAACAAGGCAUGGCUUGAUGAAUGGAAGCCGGUGGAGCUAACCAGAGAGGGUGAUGUGGCAACCACUCGACAGGCAACUGAAGCACCAAUUUUAGACCAUGAUACUGCUUCCUACAUAGCUGACCUGGCCAGCAAGGGAAGUACAGUUGCGAUAGCCGCUGAAGAUGAUCCUGUCUACAGCUUCUAUCUCCUUCAGGUCACUUCUGAUGGAGUUGAAGAACUUGACAGUAAUGUCACAGAUGACUAUCAGUGUCAUUAUUACAGAGGAGACAGAGUUCUUAAGGGGCACUUUUACAUAAGGGAGAACAUUCAUGACAUACCUUCACAAUUGACGAAAAACGGAAAGCGUUUGUACAUGCUGCUACUGUCCGUCACAUUUGCGGUGACCUACCAGUCAGAAAGAGAGGACGAAAGUCUAUUUACAAACUCCCUUUAAAAGAAAAUGAGGAAAUCAUUGCCUCAAUGUGAACUAAUAAUUACAAAACCUCUUUUUUUCCAUUUUUACAUUGAUUUUCUUAAGAUUUUAUGAAAAACCAAAAAUGUGCCACGCCCACAAGGGAUUGUGGGUAAUACCAAAAUUAGUGUUAUUAAUGCAAAAUAAUAAAAAUAUUUACAGAUAUUGAUUACAAUGUACAUUUUGAUCAAAAUUAAAGUCAAAAAGUGAUAAAAAGUGAAAAAAUUAAAAAAGUUAUUUUUGAACUAUGUUACAGCAAAUGGCUAUGUGACUGUGCUACUCAUCUAAAAGGUUUUCCGUUGAACAAAGGAAAAGUUAUAGAAGUAGUCGUUCGAAUAGGGAGUUCCUUACAUUUUCAUGGAGAGAGAAUGUACCUUUCCUUUCUUCAAGGAAGAAUAGUGAUCGUGUUCACGAGCAUUUUGAUCUAUUAGAAGUUAUUACGUAAAUAAAUGUCUACGUUUUCGCCGUUAGAUCUUGUGAAGGUGAAAUGUCUUAUCAGUAUCAAUCAGUAUACCUUUUAUAUUGAUGUUCCUCACUUAUGAUUAUUGUGCGAAAUGACCACUAAGAAUUGUGCGAACGGUCCAAAACUUGUGCUAAAAGACUUGUGAGAAAAGUCUUUUGUGCGAAAUGUCUGGUUACCAUUUACAUGUACACUGUAUGAUUAUCUUUCUUAAUUAAAAGUAAGCAAAAAAAGGUGGGGACAUGCCCAGUGAAAUUUGUAUUUAGCAAACCUCACUUAAAUGGACACCCUGUCCUAACUCACUUUUCCCAUAUUUACUUUAUUUAACAAAAGGAAACCUAUUGAAAAAACACAGACACAAAAACUUAGCCCUUUGUUCCUUGUUUUAGGCAGGCAGCAUGAGCCUUUUUGGCAUGGAUGUGUCAAAAAAAGAAAACAAAAACAAACAAACAAUUGAAAGUGUCACUGUCAGGCCUUAAUAAUUCAUGGAAAGGCCACAAGUCGUUUCUUUUUCUUAGGAGUUAUUCCAUGUUUUACGUGUAGGUAAUUUUAAUACUUGUGUGGUUGUAUAAGAGAUAUUACAUGAUAACAAGAAGAUACGAAUUUUAAGUUCUUGUACAUUUACUUGAAAGGAGUGCUACAGAGUUCUUUCUAGGCCCAAAAUUUGUAUUGUCUAAGCUUACAGCUGUAUGCAUAAUUUUCCUUUUUUUUAUGUGGACAAGGAAAAUCAUAGUUCAUAGUUCAUGUAGGUUUGCACAAUUUAAUCCCAAUACUGCAAAGCUAAGAUACCACACCACAAUUUGAAAAAACUAAUGCCUAGCCUAACAAAAUGACUAAAAACCCUGUUACAAGAUUGCUGUACAAAUACAAGAGAUAGGUGUAACUUGAUCAGGCAGAACACAGGCUAAAACAUAGGGUUUUAGGUUAUAGGGGUUUUUUCGUUCACAGAUGACACAAAUUUUGGUUAUUCCAUGUUGUUUGUUUUGCCGAGAAUGGCUGAGAAAUGUACAAAGUUUUAAAAGUCAUUUGCUGAGCUAUUGUUCUGCCCAUUAAAUCUUUGCAUAAACACAAUUAAGCCUUUUACGAACACAUUGGAUCAACACUAAGUUUUAAGUGUAAAAUUGAUUUCAUCCCACAGAAACCUCUCAGUAGAAAGAGGAAUAGUGAGUUUUGUUAAAGCGAAAAAGUAUUACAUUGCAAGAUAAAUUGCAAAUGGAAAUUUUAAUGCUAAUGAUAUCAAGUACCAUUGGAAAUUUAGGUGUUUAUGUACUGUAGUCACCUGCGUAAUGACAUCAAACUACAGAUACUAAUCGAGUUAAGAAAUGUCCACACCACUGCCUUUAUUCAAAACAUGCACUUUGUUAGCCCUACAUUUAGAGACUUUAAACAGGUUAUGUAUCUCUGGAAAAAAAGAAACACUGAGUUUGAAAAAUUUAGGAAAAGCUGAACAUACCUGGUUGUAAUUAAACUGAUCAGUUUCAUAAAACCAAUGUCUGAAGAUUUCAACUCAAAUCACAACAAAAUAUUGUUUCACCCUGCUACUCUAAACUUGUGUCAGAGAAUGUUGGGUUUCGGAAUCAUAUACUAGACAAUUGAUAGGUUGAAUAUUUUAAACAUGCUUUAUUCAAGCCCUCAAUCAGAGAGUUCUAUUCCUGUGAGAUUGAUCUACAUCAAGUGACAUGUUUUACAGAUGACCUUCAAUAGAUCAAAAUAAUAUGUGAGUGAACAAAUCACAAACAUUUGCAUUUUAACAUUGACUCAUUUUCAACUGUAAAACUCACCAAACAAGAUUUUGUCUUUUUGCAAAAUCAAACAGUCCACUAAUUCAGGAACACAUUGAUUAUAAUCACAAAACAAACAUCCUCCAGCAGAAUUAAGCAUGAUUGUAUUGUAAACCAACAAUGAAUGCAUGGGGUGAAAAAGUAGUUAAUAUUGACAUGUGAUUUGAAACAGGUAUCACAGAGACAGGAAUCCCCCCCCUCCCCCCCAAAAAAAAAAAUACAGUGUGGGAGAAAUUAAUACAAGGAAAACCAGAACAUACCCAGAAGUAGAAACUAGAUAAGAUAAGCAAUCAAGCUACCAAGCAUUACUGGACAAGAGUGAUCUAAUGAUGCUUUAGAACAAAAGACUGCAAGGUAUUGCUAUCUUUAUGUGUAAGGUGAAACACAAACUAUGCCCCACCAUAAUGUGCAAGCUAUUUCAUAUGCGUUGUUCACCCUUCAACUUAAGGGUGACAGAGUUUGCCAUCCCCAGAUUUAGGACCAAGAAAUAUGGUAAACAAUCGUGUACCUACUGGGGACCUGCAAGGUAUUGCUAUCUUUAUGUAUAGGGUGAAACACAAACUAUGCCCCGCCAUAAUGUGCAAGCUAUUUCAUACGCAUUGUUCACCCUACAACUUAAGGGUGGCGGAGUUUGCCAUCCCCAGAUUUAGGACCAAGAAAUAUGGUGAACAUUCGCUUACCUACUGGGGACCAAAGUUGUGGAAUAAGCUACCAAGCAAAAUUAGAACCCUCCCAUGAUUAUUUAGUUUAAAAAUUGUAUCCAUAAAUUUCAUUUGAUGGUAAUGGUAGAAUGAUAUUUGUUCCAAUGACAUUCUUUGUAAUUCUUAAUCUUUUUUUAAUAAUAAUUUAUCCCAUUUAUUGAUAGUUAAUAGGUUUUUAACUAUAUUAUAUUUUUAAUUAUAUUGUUAGGCUUUUUUUGAUAGUUCAUUAGAAAAUAGUAGGUUAUUAACUAUAAGUGUCUCCUAUUAGUAGAGGGGUUUUUAACCUUAUCAGAUAGAUAUUCAAGACACAUUAAGAAAGUUUAUAAUGAUGAUGAUAGAAACCCAAUUUUCAUGUUGUCUGUUAGAAAUCAUGCAUCCAUUAAUUAUGUAUUCAUUUGGUGCUUUCCCUAUUGGCCUACAGCAGAGUCUUGCUUUGGCUUGGGGCUGUUUGUUUUUUGAUUACAUCUAAAAUCAAUGCUUCUUGUAUUUUUGAACUGUUUAACUUGACAAGAAAGAUAAAUCCCAUUUGGUUAGUUUUACAGGUGUAUAGAAGGCAAUGUACUUUAAAUGCUAACAACAUGGAUAUCAGCGUUUUUGCUCCUUCACAGAUUUAAAGGGAUAAAUGUACAAUGUAUAUUAUGUAAAUGAUCUUGAUCUGUGAAUAGAGGUUGUUGUAUGAACUAUUUCAGCUUGAUAAGUAUCAGCAAGUUGAACUCAUAUUAAUAAGUAAAAAGGUAGCUGACUUCAUAAGGAUUAAAAUUUCCGUGUGUGCGUGAUUUAUGCCACAUAAUAUUUUUUGCUUUGACAAAACUCAUUUUAAAUUCUCUUUCCUCUGAGAGGUUUUGUGUGGGAAGAAAUCAAGUUUAUGUUUAAAAGUAAGAGAUUAAUAUAUAUUUGUCUAUGUGCUCAUGAAAGCCUGCUCACAUGCUUCUUUGAAAUAGUAUGCUCAGGUUUUUUCCAUUACUCUCUGCCAUCCUUUUAUUUUGUAUUAAGUGGUUCAAUUUGUAUCUCAGUUCCUUCAUCAGUAGAAAUAUCAAACAAAACAGCCAUUGCAGUGGAAGGACGCAGAUUGAAUUUUACUUGUACUGCAUCUGGCAAACCAAAGCCCAAGAUAGCAUGGACUAAGGUUGGCAGUGCUAUAGUGAUAACAGACACACCAUCAGUUUCAGUUAUUGUGGACAGACCGAGGACAGCAGACAACAUGAUCCAGUAUCAAUGUACUGCCUGUAAUGGAGUGGAGACACCUGCUACAGCCACAGUCAAUGUCACUGUUUACUGUAAGUACCAGUAUUCAUUUUUCAAAUGUUUGUAUUUGGUAAUUGUAGAAUCUCAGGAGCAGUUUUAAUUCAAGCAUUACUGCAAAAGAAAAUUUAUAGGAGUAAAGGAAACAUUCUCUUGAAUCCCAAAUCUCUUAAUUAUUGGAAAUAAAAUCAAGCAUGGCAAGAAAUUCCAAUGGAGAUGGUGAAGAAAUCCUUCAAGAGCUGUGAAAUUUUUAGUGAAACAUAAGAAUCACAGGAACUCAAAGGUGAAGAAAUGGAAGAUGAGUUCGAGAUAGGGAGUGAAGACCACUAGACUGAUGGCAAGUAAACUUAAAAUUUAAAGCCCUUAUUCCACACAAAUGGUUCCAUUAGGAUUGAGCCACCAAUAUGUUAAAGGUUUAGUGAUCAAAACUCUACAGCUUGUUUUAUGAUGUUCGAUUUCUUAUUGAUGCUUGGAGGGGAUAAUUAUUCCAAAUAUUUGGCUACUGGCAGAACCCUGUUUAAGGUUCCUUGGCAUGUAGGGGAAUAAAAACUGUAACAUGGUGAAAAAUUUAUGCUUUGUACUGAAUUUAAUUAGCGAGUUAAAUCAAAAGUUAAAAGGAAAGCUAAAUAAGUUAGUUUCUGAAAGAAACUGUUUCUGGGAUUUUUGAUUUGCUUUUUCCAGAGCCAUGGUAGUUAAAUUGUCACAAUGAUGUAAGCUGGGAGCAAUGGUUCAUGGAAUUUGAAAUCCCAUAAUAUUUUUUUUCAUUUUGUCUAUGAAUUCAGUCAUGCAUCUCUGUCCCAACCAAACACUCAUAGGAAAAGUUUGAAACCUGAAAGUCAGGGAGUACUGAAGCGAGAGAUGUAUUAUAAGCAAAAUUAAUGAGGUAGAUCUUGGAGAGUGGAUUUCUGUGGGGAUUUACAUGUAUGAGGCUUGGAGUUUGAGCAGUUAACUUAUGAUGUCUGCAGUCCCUUUAGCACUACAGCACCACAGCUCAAAAUCUAAGUCUACUGAAAUGGCACCUGAAAAGGAAAAAAAACAACAAUAAAAUAAUGCAAGCUUAUGUAAUUAUUGCCUCUUUUUUUAUUAAAUCUGAAAAAAAAAGGCAGAGUUCAUGGCACAAUUUUUUUACCAAAUAUUCUUGCAUUUGAGCUUAACUUGCUUUUUCAGUGGUGCCACACUGAUAAUUAGAUAUCAUUGAAUCACAUUUAAUACAUUUGGCAGAUGUUGAUUACAAGAUCUGCUGUGUGAAUCUGACAUUUUUUUAUACCAGAGACAUGCAACUUCUCACUGCUAUCUAGGUGAUAUACUUGCAUUUACUUCUAUUUUAUGUUCACAUGUUCAGCCUUCUAACCUACAAGAUCAACCUCCCUCAAAGAUUGCACUCAGAUAUGGAACCCAUCAGUGAAAGCACAUGUUUCAUUUUCAAAAUAUGUCUGCUUCCAUCAAACAAAAGGCAGAGGGUGAUUUAUUUCGCUUAUUUCAACAUGGCUAAAGACAUCAUUAAUUUAAAGCAGCAAAAAACUGUUCUUCCCAGGUUGAGCCACUGUAAAGCUGAUAGUAUAGUGUACAUGUGAAUGCACCCAUAACAUCCUAGCUCUUUGCUUUUUACUACAUCUUACAACUCUUUGUUUCAUUUUGCAAAACACCUUUUUGCCUAACUCUAUCACAUGACCUGUUACCAAAUAUGGUCUAAUGCUGAAGAUGGUGAAAAAAGAAUGAGCUGAUUAAUUCAAAUGACAGUGAUUUUCGAGGCGUUUGAACAGUGUAUGAAGUUAUUAAUUCGAAUUACAGUGAUUUUCGAGGCGUGUGAACACUGAAUGACGUUAUCACUUCAAAUAACUGAUUUUUGGGGCAGUGUGAACAGUGCUGCUUAUUGUCCUAAGAGAGACCUUUAGAGUUACAGCAGCACAAGGACUCCUCGAACAGAGAGCAACCCUCCACAGAUGGAAUUUACUGACGGAGGAUUCCACAGGAUUUGCAUCCUUUUGAUCCAGAAAGAAUUUGAUGUUUGGUUUAUGAUCCCUGAAUGCAAACCCACACCACACAGAUGAAAUACUACGGUAAUAGCACAUUGUCCUUAUGUAAAAUAUACACAGAACAGAUUUAAAAUUUUUUCUUUCAAUGUUCAAAUAUUUUAUGGAAGGAGGAUGAGAGAACUACUUGACACAUCACAUCAGGAAGUUUCAUUUGAAUGGAUAUCCUACCUAUUUAGUUAGGAGAUACUUUUUCAAUGGGUAUUUAUUUGUGAAAAAAGUAAUGAGUGCCCUUACAGGUAUGCCUCUUUUCACUGGAAUUAAGAAACCCUUUGUUUCUUCUCAGAAGCACCAUGUAUAGUUAUAAAACGGAAUUUUACUUGUGUUUGGUAUGUAUGGUUUAUGUAUUUAUACUUGAUACUCUUAUCAAGGAAUAACUGUUACAGUACAUUUUUUGUUUUUUUGUUUUGUUUUGUUUUGUUUUGUUUUUUAUUUGAUUCUUUUUGUCUGUUUACAGAAUGUCAGGUUUUUACAAAUAUGAUGAAUACAGUUGCUUAGACAAACUUAUUCGUGGUGAAUCUGCCACUGUGCAUCUGCUCGUUGCAGAGUUCAUGAGGAUCAAGUUCCAUCUUGAUGCUUUGGAUGUAAGCUUCUCACUUUUUGUUUGAUAGUGCAUUUAAAAGUGCAUUAUUAACUUAGCUCUACAGAUGUAUAAUUAUUUAUUGUCAGCCUCGGCUUAAUGUUAACCUAGAAGAGCAGGUAACAUUUUAUUGCUAACAAUAAACCAUUGUUUUACUUUGCUGCACUGUCAGGUUUUAUGAUCCUACUUGUUACUUACCUAUAUGAUACAUUUUGAAAAGUCCAAUCUACCAAGUCCACUUUUUACCAAAGCAGCCACCCAUUACGUAACAAAAAGUGAAACUUUGUGUGUGUUGUCUAACAAAACAACUUUAUUUAAGCGCGUCAGUUAAUUUAAUUUAUGGAUUAAUUUGCUAAAUUUGUUGAAAUAAGCUCCGUCCAGUUAAGGUUUUGCAGUAUUCCUGUAAACACAGUCACAACCAAGGGCUUCAAUCAACAUUGUGAAAGAUACCCCCUAAUGCUAAGCAAAUAGGCAUAGUCUCAACGAUGAUCAUUGGAUAUUGAGACUUGGUAUUCUUACAUUCAUUCUGGACAGUUAUUGCACCAAAGACCCCGUCUAGUGUCUCAUUUUUGUAAGGCAACACGCAGAAGGCAGGGCUGUACAGCAAGAAUGAGACACAACAUCUCAGUUUAAAUCUGUAGAAGCAUCUUGCAAUGUGCGGAAACAACGUUACCAAGUAGCCAGGGUUAUGGUGCAAAAUUUCAAGGUUACUCACAAAAGCUUUACUUCUUUAUAACCAACUUUUCAUUUUUCGAAUAGUACUUCAUCCUCAACUAUUUUCCUCUAUUGUACAGCUCAGAAUGUUAUCAGAAUACAUUUUAUUUCGUUGCUGACUGAAAAUUUAGAAGCUAAAAGAAAAUGUACUCUUUGCAACCCUCAUUUUCUCAUUUAGUUUGAAAAAAUAACUAUAAAGAUUAGAAAUUUAGAGGUAUGAUUAAUAAUGAUAUGGAGGUACUGUAGAUCUUCAACAUUGCAAUUUGUAUGUUCUGGUAUGCAGAGCAUCUUGACUCCUUAAGUUCAAGCAGUUUAACCUACACAUCUUGGAUGCCAGCUGAGAGGAUGCAACUAAAAAGCAAUAAAUUAAGAAAGUAUUUGGCUGACAUAGUGCUCUCUACUCAGUUUGCUCAAGGUGUAUAGUAAUCGGGGGAACUGCCGAGGGAGUUUGUUUAUUUGGACCUAAUUAGUGUUCUAACUAAAAAGGUGGAAAGCUUUCAACUUGAACAGUUUAGCUCAUGUAUUAUACAUUUAUUCACAAGGUCUGCUAUUCGUUUUUUAGAUAAACCAGCUGUAGUUUUAAGGACAAAUGCUACAACAAAUGAAACUUGUGGGACUAUGUGGGUGAAUUUUGCUUGUAACUCAUCAAGGGCUAACCCACCAGUUCAGAGGUAUCUGUUAUACGGAUAUCAUGGAGUUGAGCUGAAGGAAACAAAUAUAAGCACUCUUGGAAACUGGAUAAGAGAGGUAUCACAAAAAGGAAACUGGACUUUCUACUGUAAAGCCAUUCAGAUUUUGGAAGAUACUGCACUCGCCCAGAGAUUGGGAAUUGGCACAAGUGCCAACAAUGUGACACUGUCUGUUUAUGGUAGGUAUCGGAAAAGAGGUAUAAAAGGUCAAUAAGGUCAAGGUCAAGGGAUCUCGGCAAUUUUAUAUUUUAUGACAUAUUCUAUAGCUAAUCUGCAAGAAUUUGAAUGUAAGGAAUUUAUUCCCAUAAGACUGAAAUAUUUUAGUGGUAUAUACCACGCUCUUUCUAAGCUAAUCAAAAAUCUGGAACGUGAUUGGCUAUUACCAACCCGACCUAAGAACUAUAAAUAGGACAGUGUACGCGUCGUGCUUGUAAUAGGACAGUAUAUAUCGACAGCCUGUGACGCCUGUGUAUCGGACGCUGUUGUCACGCAUUUCACCGACUUGUAGCUGUUGUUUUAUGUGAAAAUUUAUAAGCAAUGGUUAGUUUGUUCCUCAAAUUUUUUCCUAGUUUUAAUUAAUCACUAACAGGACUUCAUGUCAUCCAAUUAGUCUGUAAUCAUACUUGUAAUUAACAAAUCGGAUUGUAAAUCACUCGAAUGAUUACAGAACGAAUUGGAAUCCAUUCAGUCCCAUUGCCAUAACUAAUUGCUUCAUGUGUACAAGCAAAGUGUUUUUUCCAGAAGUGAAAAUAUCAUCAUGACAUUUUGUGAUUUAAGCCCUUGCACCUUUAAUUUGGUUCACAAGUACAUUUCAUUUCACAGUACACUGAAUUGUUGGCUGUGACAUCUUGUUAUAAUACUGUUAAUUCUGUUUCUUAUGCUGUUGUUGUUACGAUGUAGUGCAGCUUAUUCUGUCCUGUAAGAGCUUCUCACCUUUUUCCUUUUAAUUUUUACCAUCGAAUUUAUGGUUGUCUGCUUUUUUCAGCUAAUACGUAUGUAGCACCAAUUGAGGAUAUAAACUACACAGAGCACGAAAGUGUCAAAAGGACUUGCAACACUUCUGGAACUCAAGUAUCAUCUGUUUUUUGGACUAAGGUUGGCAGUAACCGUCGAUGGGAGGGAAAAACAUUGAUCUUUUCUAGUAUCACCAUGCUUGAUGAAGGAGAAUACAGAUGUGAAGCUGUUAGUGAGAAGUGUAACAAUGGCAACCAAACCACUUUCAUCUCAGUGCAUUGUAAGGCUUCAUAUAGAGUUACUAUGAGUUAUCAAUUGUGUUAUCAAUUUUUUUCUUCGCUCAAUGAGAGUAAUUGGUUUUUAUAAAAAGCCAUGUUUCUCUAGAAAUAUUGACGAACAAGUAAAUUUUGAUUUUCUAAAGUAACUCCCUUCAUGUAACAACUAUUAUCUGAUAGGUUAGGUUGCCAAAUAGAAACAGCUUUUAAAAAUUACUUCAAACAACCAAGAUUUUUUUAUUUCAGAAUUUUUGAAAUGGAUUGUUCUACAAACAGUCUUUUAUUCAAGGCAUGUAAUAAUUUUAAAAAACAAACAAACCGAAAACAAAAGAAAUUGCAAAAAGAAUAAUAAAACAACUGGAAAAAGACAAUAAUAAUAAUAAUAAUAAUAAUAAUAAUAAUAAUAAAAAGAAAACCACAAGAGCUGAAAGGUUGUAGGGAAAACGAAGACCCUCAAAAGCUUAGACUUAAGACUUAAGACUUAAGACCCGAAAACGAAGGCUCCUCUAUUUUUUUAAUUUAAUAUGAUUUUUUUUUGCUUUUUGGCCGGAAAUAUCCAACUUCGCUUUUAAUCUUUGUAACAGUGAUAAAGCCGAAUGCAAUUAAACACCGGUUUUAUGUUAAAUGCAUGCCAACUUUGAAGAGAGCGUGCAAGCUCUCCAGCUCCCCUGGUUUGUUCGAAAUUCGCUUGUUGUAAAGAUUGCUGUUAGUAAAACAUCACUUUUUGCCUUGUGUGAAUUCUUGGACCAUAUUAAUUACUUCUGAAUCCAUUUGUGAUGUGUUCUCCAUGACCUAUUCGCAAAGGUGUUAGUGUGUGGUCGCCAACUCGGAUUUGAAAUUUUCAGGAUUUAUCUACAUAGCUCUAUUAAAUUCUGUGUAUCAACUCCUUUGAAACUUGUAUGAAAAAAGAAUUGCUGCUGGUUUAAAUUGCGUUUGUUAAAUUCCAUGUGAAUGGGCAGGACUCGGAUAUUGAAAUGAAAACUUUUCGGAGCUUUCUUUUGCACAGCCGUUUCUCUGACAUGACUUUAAACUUAAAUCCAACAAAAUGCUACACAGGCUUUUUUAUAGGCUCAUUCUGAACGUAAGUGUGGAAUUUUGAACAAGCACGGUUGAUCUUAUCUUCUAGGAUUCGGACGAUCGAGCACAGGCUAUAAUCGAUGCUAGAAUCCAUUGAGCUUUAUUUCGAGAUCCGCCGUCCCAGCUACGAUAUCUUUUCCUCUAGAUUUCGUUCGGCUUUGCUUCUGUUGGGAAAAGUCCCAUAACAGAACCACACUCUAGGAUGAAGGUCGUUUAAGAAUCAUCAAGGAAACAAGAAUCCAACAGUUCUCACACGAUUUUCACUGGCAGUUAGUUCGAUGGGAACAAAUGAACGGAAUUAAGGGAACACAUGUAAAACCGGUGUUUAAGUGUAUGCCUUAUCGCCAUUAGAAAAAUUAAAAACAGAGCUGGAUAUUUCCAGCGAGGAACUAUAACAAGAUCAUGUUAAAGAAAAUAAAGGGGUCUUCGUUUUCGGGUGCUUGUUUUCGGGUAUUCGUUGUUGGGUCUUAGGUCUUAGCUUUUAAGGUCUUCGUUUUCGCCACAACCAGGGCCGGAAUUCAUUUGACACCAGUUGUUCAAAAGGUUACUUUUAUUUAACUUGUUGGCAGUUAAUAAAAUUGAAAUUGACAAUCAAAAACAAUUUGGCAAGUGGUCUGAGGCUGUACGAUUUGAAUUUGUCACAAUCUCUUUAUUGUCAGUGUGCAAUUAAUUUUCAGUUGAACAGGAAAGAAAGAUAUUUUACUUUGAACAUUUGUAUUCCUUUCUCAGACAAACCAAAGAAUGUCACUUUGAAAAUAACAAGGACCAACGUCUGUAUAGAGUCUGCAGUUACCUUUAAAUGUGAGGCAAGAGCCAAUCCAGAAGUCGAAUACUAUCAGUUGUAUGAAAACAGUGCCCUAAUUGCUAAUGAAAGCAAAUAUGGAAUCUGGAACAAGAAGAUGUCGAAAGAAGGGGAAUUCAGUUACACUUGUGAGGCGAAAAAUCUUAUAGGAAUCUGGAAAAGUAGUUCCGUCAAUGUCACUGUUAGUGGUAAGUCUUGUUGAUAGAAUUAGUUUUUUUACAUCUCACCCAAAUCAUACAGUCUAGUGAUAUCUAAUUUUUGUAUAUACUCAGUAGAGUUGGUGUAAUGCAUACACGGCAAUAGUUACAUGUACUUUUGUUUGGAAUUGAUCUAACGCUUCGAUGAUUUUCUUUAUUCUUUUGUGCAGCUCAUCCUACCAUAUUGAGUAUCAAUAAUCCUAGUGCCUUUGAAGGCAGUGACUCGACUCUUUUCUGUAAUGUAUCUGGUUUCUCCACGACCGUCAGCUGGAAAAAUGUACGAAGUAAAGAGGAAAGGAGAGCCAGGAACUGGAUUUUUCGAAAUAUUACCAGAUUUGAUAAUGGGAACUAUACAUGUUAUGCCAACAAUACUUGUGAUUCUGUUAGUAAAAGUAUAUAUGUCAACGUCAAAUGUAAGUUAUGUCUCUACCACAUUGAUGUUGUAACUUCAGUUGUAAUUUUUCAUCUAAGAUUCAAGUCAAAGAUCAUUUAACUGAAAAAAGUGUGAUACACUUUUCUCCUUGUAUUCAACAGAUCUAGUAAAGAACAUGCAUCUGGUCACAUACAUUUUGUUGACCUCGUGACCUUUUUCACUCUCUGGAAAGUGUUCCUUGAUUUUCCCGACUUCCCUUUUCUUAAACUUUUCGUCAAAGCUCCCUCCUCUAGGCAGUCAUCUUAAGGGACCGUCAUCCAUUGUGUGAUUAUUCUGAAGGUCUUUUCUGCAAAGAAGAUUUUUUUUUUCUGUUUUGUUUGUUUUAUAUUUACAACUUAGUGGUAUUGGUGGUAAAGUGAAGUCGAUGUAAUCAGAUUGUUGGUUUAUUUUUGUCAUUAGAUUGGCUAAACAGAGAGACCUUUAACAGAACUUAAAGGAAAAUUCCCAUUAAUUAGUAGGGCGGGUGUCUCAUAGCUUUACAUAGGUUAAACUAUGCUGAAGGUGACAAGCGGUAGACAAGCUUCUCUAUCAAAAGACAAUUUACAAUAAGUGAUAAAAUUUAACUCAACCGUAAAUGACAUGUUUUUCUUGAACUGUACUUGAACACUCAAUAACUUUCUCAGUACAAAUGAUAUGCUUUAUGAUGUGCUUUUUGGGUGCAAUUUUAUUCAAACUGCUGAGUUUCGGCGAGGGCUUCUGAAGUUUUAUGACCAAAAACUCCAAAGUUGUUGAAGCAUGGUAAUUUCCCUUACAUGUCCCUUGUAAAUUUACUUUCUUUUCAAAUAAUUUUUUUGAUGAACAUGAAGGAUCACGUGCUUAAAUCAUUUCUAUGAUCUAUUGAAAGUCAAAGGGAGCUUGACGUUACUUUUUCCCACCAGCUUUCAAAUAAAAACUCAACAAGUGAGUCGCACAUGUUGAGCAUUUUUAAUUACAAGUUGAGUGAAGUCAAACUUGGAGUUUUUAUCCUGGGAUUUGCUGUUAACAAAUACUCCAGCAACUUCAGCUUCUGACACCUAAACUGUACAAUCUUUCAGUUUGCUCACAACAAAAAAGAAAGGUAAAGAGAAAAAAAAGGAGCCUUUUCGUCACUAUUAGUGUAGAUUAAUUUUUAAAGUUAACGUACAAUCUGCUGAUAGAUUUCCGUGCUCCACGUGUUUUAAGUUCUAAAUAUCAGCCGUUUGGUUUCUACAAAUCAGAUUUGCCCAUCAAAGCCUUGAUAUAGUUGUGAGUAACAUGAAAAUGUACCCAAUAGUCAACUGCAAUUAACUUCUAAUAUAUGCAGUGGGUGAUAACUUGGGGAAAAGGUGGUCGGCCCUCUAUAUAGGUUAGUCCUAAUCUUUCCGCUUUUUUGUGUCCAGACAAACCAUCUGCCACAACCUCAAGCAAGACUAUUGACGUGGAGGUAGGAGGAGACAUAUCUAUUCGUUGCCUUGAGGUCAUGGGAAACCCCCCAGCUGCUAUCUCCUGGUACCGAGGGAAUGCUACUAGUGGCGAUAGCAUAACAAACAACGUAGAUUUGAGGGUUAAGAAUGCCAAUGAAAGUGACUCUGGGUGGUAUACAUGUUUUGCGAAAAACGUUGCAGGAAAUGCCACUUUCAAGGUGUUGGUACGGGUUGGUAAGUUGAAUACUUUUUAGUUUGAAUAUCAACAACAAAACUACUUUUUAAGCCUUGUUGCCAACCUGUUAACAUGACCCUGAUAGCAAAGCUGCUCUUCUAUAAUACACAAGAAAAGAAAGAAGUAGGGCAAAGAGGAGGUUAUUAAAUGUACCGAAGUUCUCUGAAUUCUUAAAUGCUCUACACAUUGUAUCAUAUUGUACCAUAAGGGUUCUUUUUUCUUUUGUUUAAGUAACAUGAAAUGAGAUACGAUGUUUAAAUGAUAAAUGAUAUACAUGAAAAAAUUGUGCGCUUCAGAUUGGCUGAAAACGAGUUUUUUAUGUAACAAAAGUGUUAGUAAUAAGUAACAGCAUGAUUUCUCGCGCAAUUUGGUUUAAAUAAGCACUUGUAAAUUUUUCAAAGACUGUGAAAAAUUUUACUCGUGCUUAUUACCACCAAAUUGCACUUGAAAUCAUGUUAUUACUUAUACAAAUAGAAGCAAUGUCAUCAACAAUAGGGAAGGUACCAUCAAAGGCAUAUUGUAAUUCCACAGUCAUUAAUGUGACAACCACAUCAAUGCCUAUAUAAUUAUAGCUCCUGACUCUUUUCAUAUGUUACUGCGAAGAGGUACAGAUCAGGUGGCUACUGAUUUUGAAAGAAGACGGGGAGACCCCCUUUUGUAAAUUUUAAGGCAAGAAUUGUUUGUGACAUCUAGGCAGAUGGUUUGUGUUUUGGUGAAAUGCAUAAAUUAAUUGUGACUGAAGAUUAUUUUACUUUUAUCCUCCGUACCACGGACAACACCAGCUCCAUGUCCAAAAACGCCUUCGGGUAAGUGCUUUUAUAUAUACUUUUCAAAACCACAGUCAAAUAAAUAGGAAAAAGAACGUAAUUCUUUCCUAUCGUCUAAGGAAAAGCAUUCGAAAUUCGAAAUUCAAAAUGAAAUUUUAAGGAAAGGUAAAACAAACCUGUUAAUUUCAAUGUGUGGGAAAAUUCAUGUGUUAAGGUCCUAAAAUGUUGGGAAAGUGGAAGGAAAUCAUUGAGGUUUGAAUAUGAAUAUUGUAUGUCAUAAGCCACAAACGAAUGUGCGUGAGUUAAAGGAGUUCUUGUAUAGCGUACAAACUUUUAUUUUUAUGUGGGUCGAGUAAGUGGUAUCAACCUACAUGUAAACAACGCUUGGUGGUUUCUGAAAGCCUCUUUUUUUCUCUGGUUGCCAUUUUUGGGGGGUCAUUCUUGUUGUUGAACUGUUUGCAUAGACCACCGAUUUUCGCCUUUGUAUUCCAAAACUACUCUGGCAGUAUUUUUUGAUCAAUUACCCCUAUGUAAUCUUGUGUGCUUUUGUGCGGAGAACAAAGCCAUAGGUUGUUCCACAACUUGAAAAUGCAUUAUCUACUGUGAUUAUUGCCUUUUGAAAGCCUCGGAAAUGUCUUUUUUUCCUGGUUUGGAAAAAGUACAUGAACAUGAAGAAAUAAAAAUUUUUUAACAGAGAAGGAUAUGUUCAUUUUUUCACUUUGUUUGUUAUAGAAAACGAGUUUCUCGGAAGAGUUGUAAUAGAGGCAAGUUGUAGCGAAAGGUUACAAGUCGCCACAGAGUUCGCCAAUAUGGUAAGUUAUCGUAUUAGAUUAAUAUUUUAUUUCCUAAAAUAGCAUAGCUUAUGCGAAUAGAUUAUGAAAUUACAGACAACAUUUACAUUACUGGGUAUUGGUUCCCGCCUUCCAUCCUGUGAGAGUUCCGGGAGCGUCACGCAUAAUUUUUUAUCUUUUUCGGCGGCUGCAGAAUAAUAACUCUUUUCUAUGGUGGCCUGGAUCCUUGACUUCUUUCAGUUCUUCAACAGUGACUUGUUUUUAUUCCAUCCACGGCAUUUUUUGUGUGUUCUGGGACUCCGGGCUCACAUAACAAAGCAGUCAACAGCAGCAAUGACGAGCUAUGUAAUGUUCUGGUACGACUUUCUGGCGCAUUUGGCGAUAGCCAACUGAGUUGCCAUUUCCGCAUUUUUUGUCUCCAAGCAUCGACAACCUCUUGCAAAGGUGUAUAAUUCAAGUCUGUGAACACCAUAAGAAUAGCUUUAAAAAUUGGAUCGGAAAGUCAUCGGAGUUGGGUGAUGACUUAUCAAGGCUUGGUCGGUUUGUCGGUCGAUACUCGGCUAAAACCUUGACUGUUACGUUGCGAUCAGCUGUCGGCAGCAUGUUGGUCGAGUGUCAUCAAUAUAUUGGUGAAUGAUCGGUAGUACCUGUGUCUUGUUAACGAUUGUUUUGCUGAAAUAACAGUCUUCUUAGCCCCAACUGAAAAUUGUAGCGGAUGUGCUUUGGUCUAACGACUCAAAAACAUAUCACACCUCUGCAGGGUUAAUUCUACCGUCAUAUGGGGUGCAAAAAAUUGCACCCAAUGACAGCAAGUUUUUGUGACUGAAGUGAAUUCUGUGAGAACUUUAUCGCCUCUUGUGAUGUCAAUUGUUUUUCUCCUCCUCGUUUUUUCGCUGACUUUAAUAGAAAAAUACGUUCAGACAUCCUAAGGCAACUAAAGCUAAAAUAAAGAAAUAAAAAUAGAACCAUGCAAGUUGUUGGGUCACGGUCAGUGGUUUGAAGGUAUUUUUCUUUUACUCUUUUUAGAGUUGUGAACUUCUUAGUGUAUACGAUUGCGAAGAUGGCAGAUCCUGUUAUUCUAGGUAUGAUGUCCUUUUUAAUAAUUUUUUUUAUGUAUUUUCUGUGGCGGACCCUUAAACAUAUUGAAUGAACAAGAAGUCAAAAAGUGUUUGAGAGUUUAAAGAAAACUUCAGAAGAGACUUUUUUGCGGAGAGCCAUUAAUAUGCUUUGUGUACUACAAACUAUAUUUAGUCAUUUCAAAAUUAUGAUGCCGUGAAGGUUACUCUUGAGUUUUCAACUUCUCGGUGAAACUAUUUACAGAAAAAGCUCUAAGUAAAUUUGCUGUAUAUAUCACAAUAAUGUUUCAUCUCACAAAUAUGCUCUGAGCGAUUUUGGUAAAUUUUAAUCCAGAUCCUUGUAUCGACGAGGAGCCACAACUUUGCGAAUUAAGAGAAAUUUUAAUCGUCAAAUUUCGCGUUUGUUAAUUUAAAGUUAAGUCUUUUUUUUCCGGAAACUGUAAAGUAAAUGGUAUUAUAACGUUGAAACAACUAGAUCUCACUCAUCAGCGAGUCCUUAUCUCAAAAAGGAAAAUGCUGAAGUUGUGAGAACAUUUAUUGACGAUUUUCUGAGACGCUCCCUAAGAAAUGUUUGGUGGGAUUUCCCCAUCACAUCUGCACAAUAGGCAACUUUGCUGAUACUGUGUCCAAAUUAUUGCUGGGAUUGGUCAACCCAAGUUGUUUGCCCGGCCUCGAUCUUGUGAGAUGCAUAGUCGAAAACGUUUCGAAAUUUUGUUAGGUUUAUUUAUUUGCAAACUUAUUUCUUGCCAUGAUGAGCCAUGGAGAUCAUUGAUCAGUGUGAUAAUGUGAAAAUGACCGUAGACAUCCCGAAAGGUACAAAAUUGUAAGGAAAACCUUGUAUUACAAUUCGUGGUAAAACAAACCUGUUUAGUAAGUUUGUGAAGAAGUCUAUAAUAAGUUCUUAAAUAUUUCCUUACACCCUCCAUUCUAUUCCGAAAGAUAGACCUUUUGGAGCUCCAAUGAAAAGUAAAUAUUCAGAGGAAUGACCAUUUUGGAAAAUGAUGAAAAAUCGAGACUUAAAAAAGAUUGAAUUAGCUUCGGAGUAACGAAAAAUACAAUUUUUCAAAAGUGGCGAGGAUCAAGACUGGAAAGUGAACUCUGAACUUGCUAACUUCGAGCGCGGCAUUGCGUCAUUUGGGUCAUCAUUCGUACCGGUAAAUAUUAUUUUUAAGUGUUGAUAAGUCCUAAGGAUAUUGUUCAAGUAAAGAUUUUUUAUUCGGUAAAACAUAACUUUAGGCGAUGUUAUUUAAUCUCUCAGUUAGUCGUAUUUCACUGUAUGGCCAGCAAAAUUCAAAGUGUGUUUUCAUUGCAAAACUUUCUCUUUAAAAAAAAAAUUUUAACACGGUAUAAGGAAAAAUUGCGCAAACGAAGAGAAAGAACGAAACUCAGAGGCAGGCGUCCCAAACUUUCGAGUUGUUUUCUCAGAGAUUUGGAGGAAGACAAGCGACAAAUGGAGAAAGACGAGCACGACAAAGACAACUCGAGUCGAGAACUAGACGAUUUUAUCGCCGCCGAAACGUCGUCAAACACUGUGAAAAAGACGGAAUACGAGUGGAAGAAGUUUGAAGGGUUUUGCGAACAGCAGGCCGAUGGAAAUUUUAAUGUAAUACCAGCUGCUGAUACCAGCUGCUGCUCUCGACAAGCUCCAUGACAAGUUAAAGAUGUCCGAAGCAAAAUGGCGGCGAGUACGAACCAAUCAGUAUUUCAAGUUUUCAAAUAAGCAUAGACGGAUUAUCUUCUUCUUGCUUGUCUUUCUCUUUUUGCUGCUUGUCUUCCUGCAAAAGCUCAACAAAGUAGGUUCAGCUCCCAAGCGAUGCCACAUCCUUCUUUCCUUGCGUCGACAACCAUCUGUUCAAUUUCCAACUGUCUUUAAUCUUGUUCAGUCUGCACAGAAUGAUCCACCCGGCAGCUUCCAUGAGAACGCUGCAAAACACCAAAAAUUGGAUGCUAAUCGUUGAAAAAAUCCUUGUUUUGUUUUCGAUCGCAUGGAUAAAAUUCAUACAUCCAUUCAUUUAACGUUGACUUUGAACAAAGUUAGCUGUUACGAGGACUACAAAAUCGAAUGACCGCGAAGCGUGUCUGAUAUGUCAUUACUGUUACCAAUUAAUCAUAGACAUUACAAUAUUUUGAGAAAAUAUCUCCCGUAGAAUCAUUUUCUAAAAUAAAAAUUUCCCACAUUUAGAAAAUUCCCUGGUUUUGUUGGGUAAGUGGUUGUUGCUAUGGUUAUUGUAAUUAAUUCCGUGACUGGUGGAUUUACCCGAGAAGAUUUGGCUGCUUUAACAGUCCGGUUACGGGGGUCCGAUAACAUCCAACCGUCUGAUUACACUGUGCGAUUACAACUCUACAGAAUAAUUAGUAAAAAUUAAAGCAGCUAAUGCGAUUAAAUGUUUAUUUCUGAGAAAACCCUGGGAAUAGCUCUGUCAAUUUUUUCCACUAAAAAUCGAGCAAAGAAGAGGAAAACAAGCGGGAUUGUACAUCAAGAAAACGCUUAAUCAAAUGUGAUGGAAGAUGAAAAUGUCAUAACCAAACGUUUCACCGCAAAAUGUAAAUAAAAGAUAUAGGAUAUCUUCGGCCAUUGUUACAUGUACUCCUCGGCCUAUCAUGGAGCGAGAGAAGGUUUGCAAACAUACACUCUUAAAACGUUUGCGAAUUUCUUCGAGACUACAACAACAAAGAUUGAGGCCACGCGAACGACAUUCUGACGCUUGUAUCAGCAAAGUUGCGUAUGGUGGCGAUUGCCAUGCCAUGCCACGCACUCUAUUUCAAAUAAACAGAUGUGAGUGAAUCGUUUGACUUCACAAGGGGAAGUUGGUUUUUGAGCGCUCUGAAGAUAGCCGGUCAGAGCGUAGGGAAACUGUCUCCAGCCACCUUAAAAUAAUAAAUAAAUUGAUAAGAACAUUAUAAAGCUGAAAAAUAUUAAAAUCGAAAACCGACAAAGCGGUAGGUUUAAGAAUAGCAGUAAGUUAAAACUGCUAAAAAUUAUGAUUUUCGGAUAAGCUCAGCCUGUCUGGAAACGUUUUGUUCUCAAAUGAAAUGUUUGAUUCGCAGGCUUCCUCGGUAGUGCUUAUUGUGUUCAACAAAGCCAAUUUCGUUUAUUUUUGAACAAUCCUCGUUAUUUUGACAAAUAAUAGUCUUAACUUUAACAAAGCAUGUGUAUUAAACCUGUUCCCCACUGUUAAAUUUCCAUUGACAUUAACUUUCCUUUUCAUAGCUGUGGUAGUGUGGUAGUAUAUUUCAUUUUGAAGUUCAGGCAAGCCAUAAGAGGUGGCCUAGUAGUAGAUUUUCUGAACGAACAAGCGCAGCUUAACAAGUUUGGUCGAUUGAAAGUCAAGUCCAUAAUUCAGAUUUCCUCCCCAACCACUUCAUCCGCAUCACCCACAAGAGGUAAAGUAACAGAUUUACUGAAUGACGUCAAGCAGCAUUUUCUUUUGGAACAGUUUAGACCAUUUAAUUGAACACCAUCGAAGCCCUGGGCUGACGUAUGUGUCUGCCAUUUAGAUGUCUCUAACACAAUUUCCUGAUAAUUACUCUUUGUUAUCUCCAGUACGUCACAAGGUAGAAAAUAACUUUGGAAUCUACGGAGGGAAAAAACCUCUCAACUCCUCGAAUAAAAACACAUGUCCGGCUUAGCUUACAAGUUACCAAUCCUUAUACCUUGUACUCGCAUCAGUUAUUUUUUAAUUAAAACACAGGUCGUCUGAUCUUGUUAGUGUUUAGAUAUGUCACUUACGUUGAUAAGUACUUCUCUUGUCUUUUAGAACCAUGCCUGGAGUCAUUUUUUGAAGAUGACACCUGUGAACGUAAGGUUUUUAGAAGCCAUAACUUUAUACUCUUUCAAUAAGUAGCGUGGCAAGUAACGGAUAGUAGUUAAGUAGUUAAAAGAUGUAUGGGGCAGAGGGUUGAACGAGUUUCAAACUAGAGUGAAUUUGUUUUUAAGUGAUUUAACUGUGUCUUAUUUAAUUGAGUCCCCUUUUUAUCUUGUUCUUUUUUAACUCACAACACUGUGAUACAAGUUGACUUUUCUGUGUUGCCUUUGGUUAUUUAGUAAAGUGGCUACACAUUGUCCUCGUGAUCGGUUUCGUCAUCGGGCUGGUUGUUGGUAUUUGUCUUUUUGCAUGGUGUAAGUGCGGUCCAAGAGAAGGAGGUGAGUAGAAUUUGUUUGUGUCUGUAAGCAAGAGCUUCCGUUUAUUUUUCUGUCAACUGCAACUAUGAAAUGGAGCUCAAAUUCCUCAAUUAGAGUUGUGAGCUCAGUUUGGAGCAACUUCAAAAAAGAGAAAAACUGUUGAAUACGGCAAGAUGUAAGAAGUGAUAAGUAAGUUAUCAUCUUUAGUUAGUAGUGGUUCAUUAUCUGUCUGAGGUGUUUCUCUUACUUUUCGGUGGUGUUAGUUGUUUUUGUUAUUGUGCUUAAUGUUACGUACUAGAUUAGGUAACAAAGUUUAUUGCAGUAGAUGAAAGACCCGUUUAGUUGGUCCUCCUUUGUGAGUAAACCGUAAUUAUCUAAAGUACUAAACCUUCCGACAAAAAGUUGAAAGGCGUUUGGACUGGUUUUAGGCGUCAAAAAAUUCCUCAUAGCUGUAUGUAGAUUGUUGACAGGUUGUUUCAGCAAAUCACGUUUAAAGUGAACUUGUCAUCUACAAAGUGAGUAGAAUAAGCCAUUUCAGCCAGGUGAUUCUCUUACUUUUCGGUGACGUUGGUUGUUGUUAUGUGUCUAAUGUUACGUACUAGCUUGGAUAAAAUAAAGGUUAUUGCUGUUGAUUAAAGACCCGUUUAGUUGGUCCCUCUUUUGUGAGAACACCGUAAUUACCUAAAGUAACUAAAGAAGAUAGAAGUUGAAUUGCAUUCGGACUAGUUUUUGGCACAAAAAAAAAAGUAUUCUUAUUUAUGUACGUAGAUUGUUGACAGGUUGUGUAAACAAAUAAUGUUUAAGGUGAACUUGUUAUCUCCAAAGCGAUGUAGCCCAGUUCAUACUGGCAACCUUUUUCUCUUUUAACCUUAUAGUUCUUUGCUGUAUAUGUCGCCUAAGAAACUGUGACAAAUGCCCCAAUAGUGAGUAGAAUAAGCCAUUUUCAAUAUAUUAAAAUUCUAACAUGGCUCCGCGGCUUGGAUGAAGAAAACAAAAGAAAUAAAUUAUUCAUCUCUUAAGCUUCAUGUGAUUUCUCUUGUUUUAUUUUCCCAAGCCUCAGAGCCAAGUUAGAAUUUUAAUAUAUCGAUAAUGGCCUUUUUGUUUGUGUCUGUCAAGGAAUGCUUCCUUUUAUUUAAUUUCCAGUCGACAACAAAUAUGGAAUGGUGCUUUUUAAUUCCUCGGUUAGUAUAGCACUAGUCUGUAUAAACUCAGUUGGGAGUAGUUUAUAGAAUGAAAAAUACGUUGAAUACGACAAAAUGUAAGAAGAGAUGAGUAAGUUAUCAUCUUUAGUUAGUAGUGGUUCAUUAUCUGUCUUUGGUGUUUUUCUUAGUUUUCGUUGACGCUGGUUGUUGUUCGUAUUGAGUAAUGUUACGCACUAGGUUAAUUUAGAAUUUGUUACUGUCCACUAAAGACCGUUUCUUUGGUCCUCCUUUGUGAGCAAACCGUAAUUAUCUGAAGUAACUAUAAACCUUUCGAUGUAAGUUGAAUUGCAUUUGGACUGGUUUUUAAGCGAAAAAAAACUUCAUAGUUGUAUGUAGAUUGUUGAAAAGUUGUUUAAACAAAUUAUGUCCAAAUUGAACUUGUCAUCUACAAAGUGAUGUAGCCCAAUUCAUAUUGGCAACCUGUUACUCCUUUUAACCCUAUAGUUCUUGUCGGUAUUGAAUUCUCGGCUGACGAUUCGUUGUUUCUUUUUUUACGUCAAGGGUCUGUUUCUCCUACGCAACCAUUGUAAGUGCUUCUUUAAUUUGUAUUUUCACUGUUAAGGUUGUACAAACGUAAACUGCAUUUCCGUUCACUCUUUUUAAAGUUUAAGCCGAAAUAACUGUUUCCUGUUCAUUAGUUUGCUGGACUUUUCAUCUUAGAAGUAAUUACGAGUAGACGUGAUGAUUUUCUUGUUUUGCGUGAAUUGUGAAAAUAACGUAGUUGAAAUACCCAGCAAUAAUUAAGGUACUUAUUUGAAGAAAGAAGUACUAACCUUUAUGAAAAGUGCACUAAUACAUACUUCUGUUUCAGUUCCAGUAAUCACAGCUUCCAGUCAGAGGGUAAUCCACAUGCAGAUGAAAAUAGUGGUUAUCACAAGUUAGGACCUCUGCCCGCAGUGGACGUUGUGGUCGUUGGACAAGAGCAGGGAACAGUGGGUGGGAAAGAAAUACCUACAUAUUCUACGGUGGAAAAAUCCAAGGAGAACGACAAGAAGAAAGAUAGGAAAGCUGCUGAGCAGAAGCCGACAGAAGGUCCGAUGACUGUAGGGGAAAUAGAAAAUCAAAAAACCAAAGUGGAUGUCAUGGGCGAGGAAGCAAUACCUACCUAUGCCGCGGUGGACAAAUCCAAGAAGAAAAACAAAAAGAAAGAGCACAAGCCGACUGAAGAUCAGUACGCUGUCGUAGACAAGUCAAAGAAGAAGAAAAAGAAGAAUGAACCGGAUGCCACUUACGCUGAAGUUGACAUGUCAAAGAAAUCCAUAAAGGUUUGCCGACCAAUGAUUUUACUUGAGUUGCUAUCUGUUUGAUUAAUGAGGUAGUUUGUUUUUAUCCGUUUUGUCUUGCUAAAUCACAGGCAGCCCUACAUACUAACUUCUAUCCCUCUCUAACAUUGUACAGUUAGAGGCAAAGAUUGGCGACCAGGUUUAAAAAAAAAGAUACUUGAGAAAAUUAUAGUUCUCUGGUCGAAUUAUCAAACGAACAAACGCCAGUAUCUCCAGUCUUUCUCUUUCUCUCUCUCACCGUUCCUUAACUCCCGGAUACGCAUUAACCUAAAAGGAGCAGUGAUCAACUCGAACUGACUUCACUAAGAUCAAUUUCAUUCGAUAUUACGUGCAGCAUCGUAAGUCUAACCUUUGCAACAAGACGUUUUGAUAUUAUUGUUUCAUUGUUAUUUUCAUUUCGACAAAAAUUCUAAAGUUUAUAGUAAUGAUUUACCAAAGAUGUACAAUGCAAUUACUUUUCACGGGGUUUCCAGAUUUACUUGUGCACGGAGGAAUUUCAGUCUUAUUAUCGCCUGAUAUAAAUGUACAGAAAAAUAACACCAACAGAGGAAGAGUGUUUUAUCUUUUUUAAAUAUGACAUUUCAUAAUUGAUUCUGUAUAUUACGUACAUCAGAUGUACUUCUCUAUAGAAGUGUCUUAAUAUAAGUUCAAAAUAAAAAAUAGAAGAAGAAGGAUAGGGAAAAAGGGCUUUUUAGGAACUACCGUAGAGGAUAAAAUUUCAUUGGCUAGAGGCGGGGAAAGGAAAAACAUAGGCAUGCUAUGCAUGCAAGAGUUAUUUUUUGGGGGGUGGGUGGAUUACUUGAAACAUUGGUAGUGAUGUCUACAUUCUUACAAAAGGAUAGAAGAGUAUUAACACGGAAAAGAACAAAAAUGUCGAAUCAACUUACACACAGGUAUUUUGUGGUAGAUUGUGUGUAUUGUGCGAAUAACUGUAACCAAAAAUAAACUGUAUUAGUGCCACGGAUACCUGUUAGUACAAAAUGCAGAAUGCAGACUGCUGACCGGAUACAAAAUGUAGACUAGGUACAAAAUGUAGAUAGCAGACUGCGGAGAGGGUACCAAAUGCAGACUGAGAAUCUAGAGUUUUUUCGUCUUGUAUGUGAUAACAUGCCAUCUCACAACUUACCGAGCGUCACGCAAUCGCUUAUUCGCGAUCAGCUUUCACGAUUAUUUGCACUAUUGUGGAAUAUUCCUGGCACAUUUCUUGAUGAAUAUCGAUCGUAAUAUAAUUUUAAGCCUUCAUAUAGUCUUCUUACUUUGCGCGCGAGUUGGUUGGUGUGACGUCUGUACAGAUUUUACCAACGUAAUAAAAGUAGAUGUAGAUGUAAAUGAGAUGUCACUAUUGAAUAUUUAACACGCGCAACAUUCGAGAAACAUUUGACAGCUUUGCACGUGGUCCGUAUUAUCAUCUUUUUAAGCGGUAUUUGUUUAUUUUGUUGACAAAAAUAAGGACCGGGACCAAAACUGUUCCUUCGACUUGAUAAAUUUUCGACGUUAGUAGAUCGCUUCAUAUUAACUUACCUCUGUAAAUCAUUCAUUCCAGAUAACAAAAUCAAAUAAACAUGCUAACGAUGGUAUCUGAUAAAUUUUCGACGUUAGUAGAUCGCUUCAUAUUAACUUACCUCUGUAAAUCAUUCAUUCCAGAUAACAAAAUCAAAUAAACAUGCUAACGAUGGUAUCUGAAUUCGUCCUUGGCCAAACACAAACGACUCCACAAGAUCACUUUCUCCAGGCAUCGAAAACAUACACAAAAUCGUCCAUAGUUAAUUUAAUCAGACAUAGCACCCAGCAAACCAAUCCAGAAAAAUAUAAUCGGCACACUCAACAAAUCGUGAAUCUUGUAACACAGCUUGCCCUUAAAGAACUGCUCAAAUCAAAAUGUUUGGUGCAAUUCAUCAACAUCUCAAGCAAUAUUUGAUUCAAAAUUUGUCCACUCACUCUCGUCGAGAAGGAACAAUAACCAUGAUCGUGCUACAGUGCACAGAACUCCAUUUACUCUCGAACAGCUAUCCAACACGUCUACAAGGUAAUCUGAUAUCUUUCAGCUGUCCAGUAGUAUCGCAUUUCUCAUAAAACGCGGUAAAAUACACGUUAAAACAUAGAAAAGCCAACAUUUUUCAUUCUAAAAGAUGAUUCCAUUCUACGAACCGCUCUCUCUCCGAAUCCCCCAUUACUUCGUUGAUAUUUGAACACCCCUCAAACCAAAGGACAAAAACGACGCUCUGAUUGGUGCGAGAUACAUACCUAAUGCGGCGAUCCGAUUGGCGCGAGAUACAUACCCUAAACGAUCUGAUUGGUGCGAGCAACAUACCACUCUCUGUACGCUAACUUAGAUGUUAUUUUUUUCAAUUUAAAAAAAAACUCAAAAGGUUCUGACGGUUUCGCGUAUUAUUAUGAUUACUAUUAUUAUUAUAAUUAUUAUUAUUUGUCAUUAUUAUUAUUAUUUGUUAACUUUCAGAGCGUAGAUAUCAAUUGGGGUAUUUUCAUCUGCGCUUUGCAAAAAUAAAGCAAAGUAACCAGUACUAAUAACUGUCAAAUACUGAUACUAAUAAUUGAUCUAAACAAAAUAAAAUACCCGAUAAAAUACUCAUUAAAAUACUAUACAUAGGUUCUCAGCAUUUAGGAGACUAAACAUUUUCCAACUACAACUGUAGGUCGCCUUAAGCUUGGAGCCCUGACCAUAAUUUUUCUCCUAGUCUCUGUAAUUUUCUGUGGUGUUAUUUUAUUUCGGAAGAAUUUAGUGGUUUUGAUGUAAACAACCUGUAGUUAUUACUCAUGGGCUACGUCUUACCCCACGUAUAGACCUGUGUCAUCUUGUGGGAUGUAGAGGGAGCCACUUUUUUCUUUGGGCUUGACAUUAUCUUUAUUAUUUUUACCAACAGAAGCAAAAACCGGGUGAAGUUCUUUACGCUGAUUUGGGUGAAUUCCAUCAGAUGCAGAGAAUGCCUGAAGUAUCCACUUCCCCCAAAACCCUGCCUCCGGUAAAACGGCCGGAGGCUUAUGCUGAAACACAGUAUGCUGACAUCACCCAGUUUCUGAGGGGAAGCCCUGGUGACACAGGUGCUGAGCCUCCUAAAGACAGUACUACUUUAGCUGUCAGCAAUUCCGCUACUGGCAGCAAGGAGGAAUCCUCAGCUGGGAAUGCAGGUGACGUUGAAGAGGCAACUAACGAGACAGGAUUUUAGUAGCCUUUAUUAGUGAUUAAUUCUCAUUUUUCUUACUUAUUUUCUCUCCGAAAAAUAACAAUUUUGUUAUGGUGCAGGAUAGAUUUUGCUUGAUAUAUUUUUAUAGCACCACAAGAGUUAUUGUUGAGAAGCACGUGUGCAUACGUUUUGUUGCUCCGUUAGGAAAAGAAAAAGCAGUUCGCAUUUCUUUCGUUUUUUUAGUGACAUAGUCUUAUCUUGUGGUUUUUGGUUGUUAGCUAAUCAUAUACUCUUGCUUUUUUUAUAUUUAAGUGGUGAACUUCAAUAUUUGUUUUGCUUAUAAUCUUUUGCAUAAUAUAGUUUAUACAUAAAUAAAUAAAUCGGUAUACCGGAAAAGUAGCCUGGCACACAAAUAGCUUUCUCAUCUAGCACAAAUUACAGCUUAUUGCAGAUAUUUUCUUUCAAGUAUAUGCAAUUCAUUUUUGUAGCGACUGAAACAAGUUACAUUUGUUAAUUUUGGUUCGGAAAAAUUAAUUAAUGUACGUAGUCGAAAAUUAGAAGAUGAGGAUGUAAUUACUAUGUGUUUCAUUCCGAUAUAAGCAGAAUUUUUUAAAGAAAAUAGAUAGUUCUUGGUAGUGUGUCAAUCUCCGUAACGAUUGAAAAUAAGAUUUAUUCCAGCCCGCUGGAUUUGAUCAGAGGCAAAACCUCUUUAAAUUUUGAUAUAAAUGACUUAGUCAUUUCUCGGCUUUCUAGCCAAAGCAGCAGUAAGGGCAAAGGUGUGUCUUCUAUGGUGUCAGGUGCUUUUGUGCCUUAUGUUACCAUAUUUAUUGUGGUAAUUGUAGUUUGGUCAACACACAUUUAAACAACAAUAGAAAGAAACACCCAAAACAAUGUUUGUACGAGUUGUAGAACAUUAUGUACUAUACUAAGCGAGAAGAAGCUUGUUUGCAAUGCUUUGGUACAUCCGCAAGAUACCGCUGGGUGUUAACACCAAUUACACCUACUUUACCGAAAACAGAAAUAGUUACUUAUGUGCUUGCAACAAGAUCUAUCGCGUACUACACCAAUUUCAUACAAAAGUACAUCAACUGCAGCAACAACGCAAAAUACGCGAAACACGCCAAAACCAGCAGCAGCUCCAAAUGUCCAAAUUACAGCAACUACUGCAACAUUAAUUUGAUAAAUUUCAAUUAAUUUUUAUAGAAAUUAGUAUACGCCUAGGAUGGGUAUGAGACGUAUUUAGACAUUAUACCUAAAUUGCACGUCAAGAACGCUCUAAAUACAAAACAUUGUACUUUUGAAGGUGGAAUGUUUUUUUUCUUUAAUUGCUUUAAAUUUCAGUUGACUGCUUUAUUUCUUUCUUUCUCAUUUUUUAAAUAGUUUGCAAUUUUAUUUUUGUUUUCUGCUUCUUCAGCUUUCAACAUGUUUCUUUUUUUUGCUUUUGUUACUUUUGGUAUUUUGGAAUGUCAACGGAAUGGGAAUAUUUUUCUUGUAGUUUGUCUCGAAGAUUCGUUCCAGAAGAGGUUUAAUUCGGUUAUUUCUUACACUUUGUUUUGUACUUUGAAAAAAUUUUGAAGAGGGUUUUCGACGUUUAGGUUUUCUCACCGUUUGCUAGCGCCCUUAUGAUUCAUAUGUCCGUAUACUUUGGCUUCUACUUCCCCAAUUUUUUUUAGAUCACAGCGUGGCUGUGAGUGCACGUGUGUUUUGUUAAUUGCAAAAUGUUAUAAGACGUGAAACGUCCCUGAUAGCUAGUGUUGAUUUUUUAUAUAGAAAAUAAAUUGGUUCCCUGGGUAAAUUAGUUGGUUAAUAUAGUUCUAACACGGAAAAAUCUUCGUUGUUCUCUUGGGAUCAAGAGAGUGACAAAUACCUUUUACAUGGUUUUCGUUUUUGACAUUGAUAAUUAGUCCUAAACUUUAUAGUUACUGGGCUUUUUUCUGCCCUGUAAUGCGUUGUGUGAUUAUUUAACCUUAUAUCAUAUUUAACAUGUAAUUUAGUAAUAGCCAUUUACGAUAAUUGGACAUGUGUGGUAGAUUCGUAUGAAAGACUAUCUCUUGCUUACAGACUUAAAAGUCACUUAUUACUUUGCCAGUGUGCAAAUACAGAUGACGCAGUCAACCAUUCAAAAAGAGGUACAGUCUACUUUGGACAAGUAUCACAAGCCUCCCGUGAAAAUUCAUGAACAAUUCGUUUUGGUUUCAUUACGAGAACUUCUAAGUUCCUUUGCUGAGUGAAGACGGCUGCCACACUGUUCAGUUUCAUUUUAUUCACUUUUUUAUCAGCGUAAUGCUUUUUCGUAGAGUGAAAGAUACAAUGCUAUUUUAUUCUUAAUGAAUACCACACAUUACAUAUUUACUGUGUGGUCUAAUUAACGAGUGUUGAUUUUUAUAUUAUAAUCAAGCUUUUUUGAGUAGCCGAGAGAGCUCAAAUGUGUGGUAUGAGCCUACUGAAAAUAUAACACCGUUUUGGCACUUAAGGUAAUAAAAAAGACCUUCAGCCGUUUUCCAAUGACAAAAGCCAGUUGACUUAAUACAUGGGAAGUCCUACUGUGAGCGCACCUGCAGAUUCUAAUAGCAUAUUUGUGUCGACGGGUGAACAAUGCUUUUUGAUGCAAAUUGGUUUUUCUAAUCUCUCUGUGCCGCUUGUACUACACAUUUAUUUUUCCUUUGGCGACUCUUCGAUACUUUUUACUAUAUCAACAUAUGUAACCAACUGUAAUGCUCAUUAAAAGCUGAUAAAUGUUACAUGCGUCAUUGUUUAACUCAAGUUGUUAACAUCAGAGUCAACAAUUUUUAAGCAAUUUCACGAUAUGCAACGAAAAGGAAGGGGGCGGUGCCCUAGCCCAUCCUUUAACCUUCGAGUAUUUUUGUAGGAGAGGGGGAGAGGGAGUGGCGUCGUCGGUCAAUGUCAACACGAUACAGUCAGUAUCGGUCUUAUUUCAUGAAGGUUACUGUCAUCAAAAUAAGGUGCCUUCCGGAAAAAUCGUCUCCCGCGCGCUACUUUUAGAGAAACCAUAGAAAAUUAUAUAUCACCCUAAAGCUUAAAAAGUAUAGCUAUGGUAGGCGCGCUCGAGCCUUUAACCCUUUACACCCUAACAUCAGUAUCCAUAUUCUCCUUACUCUUCUCUUCAUGUUACUUUUGGUGUUGGCAAAGAGAAUUCAUUUGUAGAUCAAAGCUUCUUAGAUUGGCAAGCAUUUAUUUUAAUCUCAUGAUCUUAUUGAAUGAUUCAGCAGUGUUACUGUAAGAAGAAAUUAAAUGCUGGUCACUCUUAGUUAAACACAAAACCGAUGGUGUUAACGUUACUUAAUUACCAGCCUCCGCGUUACCGCGGUCGUCAGAACAGUCCGGACGAUAUCAUUCAGCAAAUAAUAGGCCGGCAAAGAGUGUGACGCUUUUUCCAUAUUCCGAUGAAUAGAGGGGGUAAGUUUCUUAAAAAUCUGUAGUGCUGCGUCUUUCAAAUCGGUACUCAUAAUCCCCGCUGUAUCGACGAGCGCUUUUCAUUCAACUGAAUGAAAACUUUAUUUCAACUUUAUUCAACUUUAUUCUUGCUUUCUCGUCACGAUGUGCUACAGCUCGAAACGUCAGCUUUUAAACUUUUUACGAUGGCUAAUUAACGUUAUCCACUCAGUUGAGAAUACUAAAUUACCCUUUUUUGAUAUUCCUAUUGGUUCCUGGGAAAACCUAUUUGGUAGUUACCCAAUUGGAAUAUAGUAACCCAUUGCGACCACGUUGCUUUUAUUUCAAUCGCUUGGUGGGCCGUUGAGGAGGACAACACAAAAAUGGACAAAGAAAGAUACCGCAGCAAAAAUGAAAAAACCGGAAAAUGUGCUGAGAGGAAAGACAACGAAUCCACACACAGCUUUCAAACUCACGAUUCUAGACGAUUGUUCAUGUUUUUGUAUCGUGGCUGAUACUUACACAAAUAAAAGGAAACGUCGGUUUUAACUUAAUGUAUGACUAAUUUCGAUAUGACGGCGACGUCUUUGUUUGAAAUCUGAACGCCAGCGUGGAGCUCGCUUUCACCAAGGAUUUUCCAGCUCAUCUUGACAGAGUGGUACUCUUUCUUUCUCUUUUUUCAACAGACUUUCUUUUGCUUUUUAUUUUUUCAUGAGCAAAGAUUUUUCCAGAAGCAAAGAGCUUUCACGCGUGAAUUUUGUGAAGUGUGCAAUGUAAACAAAAUUUGCAAACGACAUGAAAAACGUGCCCCAAGAUGAGCGUUGCCGCGAAAAUUUCCCCCUGGGAUUCGCCCAGGUGCGAGAUUAUAUGACACCUUCCUGAUUUAUUAACUUUUACUUGAAAAUACGUUUUUCUAAAUAACUCGGGUACUUUUGGAGAUUUUAAUUAGGUUAGGUUAAAGUUUUUGGCUUCCGUAAAUAAAAGGAAAAAUGAAUUUUUCGGCCUCUUAAGGUGGGAGGUAACCUUAACUAAUAAAUACUUGAAAAGGAGAAUUUUGAAUUGUUUGGCGCUGCACUUUUACUUAAUCGUGUGGUAGCGUCACAAGGUUUUUUUUUCAAAGAAGGAAAAAAAAGCUUUUCACAAUCACCGUGGAUGAAGGUCGCCAAUAAAAUGUUUCCCUUUAGUCGUCCGGACCUAAAUGUUCUUAAAAUAAUGCAGAUCUCCUGACUCUGUUUAUAGAGAGUACAUGGCGAACUUAAAAACACUCUAUCCAGCUUCUUACCUUGAAAAUGAAGGCCUAUUCAAUUGAUCCAAGAUCAGUCACCGAUAAGACAAUAAUACAUACAUCUCGAAACUGUUACUUCAAGCAAGGAGGUGGAAUGCUUAACAAUGACUUAUACUCUUCAGCAAGCAAUGAUUUAAAGCGAAACUUCAAGAGAUGAUACAUCGCAACUGCAAAACCAUAUAAGGAAAUCUGAACAGGUCUCUCCGGAAACGGACAUUUCCUUUUCUUUAAAGGGGGUAAGUUUCUAAAGAAACUGUGGUGCUGCGUUGGUGGGAGAGUAUAACAGGUAAUUUAGUGUUAACAACUGAGUUGAAGACGUAAAUUGGCCUCUGUAAAGAAUUUAAAGGCAUGUUUUUAGUCUUUUCUUUGCUUCUUGUUUCUUCAAGUUCACAGUUUCAACAUCUCUAAAAAAGUUGUCACAGGGGCUGCUCCAGUUCUUUAACCGAUUCCCACCAACACAAUCACAGGUUUUCGCGUUUUAUAUAUCUGCCGUCCAGAGUCUCGCUAUCUGUCCCCCACAUUCCAAAAUUAACAAAAUAUGAAAAUUCUUAACCUAAUUCCUUGAGUUUGUAAUCAGUCACAGCUAUGAGCUUCAUCUUGGAAAAUGUGUAUGAAAUAGACGAUUGCUGAAAUAACAUAUAUACCAAUGAACUACCAGAAGUUUACUUAGCACGCAUUUGAUUAUUUUCAUAUUUUCCAUUUGUUCAUUUCCUGUCUUCUAUCAUUAAUUUAAAUUUUUCUUGAUCAAUUUGUAUUGGUGUUUUUGUUUGGCUGCUAUUUCGUUUUGCUGUUAGUGAGCGUAGCAAUUUGCUGCGAGAAGACUAGGCACUAGAAUAUACGGCGGGAAACUGUGCGCGAGGCAUAUACAAAGUAUUUAUUGCGGAUGGCGAUGAUGGUGGCGGCUGGGGAAGAGAACUCUGCGAUUAGAUCUCUCCAAAGCAAUUACGAUGGUUCUUAUUUCCUUCGACUGAGAAGAGGGUGUGUUUGCCUCCAAAAAAUAAUGAUCAAAAGAAGACGCGAGAAUGAAAUUUUUCUUCUCCCAAUGGACUGUUUAUAUUUGAGUGUUGCUCUCUGGAAGAAACAGCGAUCACAAGUGAUUGUAAUGCACAAUAGCAGAGGUGUCGCCUUAAAGGUUUGUUAGUAUUAUAGUUUUACGCCACAUCAUUAAUUUUAAUAUUCUAGUAUUCAAUGUUUUUAGUUUGUUGCAUGGGAAUAUUAGGGAGCUUAAUGGUCACAAAAAAAUCGCGAGGGUUUCUAGAUAGUCCAAAGAUUCAACUCCUUGAGAGAUCCCUAGUCUUUAGUGUGAGGAACUUUUGAGGUACCUCUGAAUGAGAAUCUGACAUUUAUGCAAGAAGUGAUGGAUACAUUUUGGAGUUUCGCCAAUUGGUGGUUUGUUCUCGUGGCUAUCUUGCCGAGAAGAAGUCUACUUGUCGGUACGGUCCACCAAGGGUUAAGCUUUUUCUUGGUGAAUUGCUUUGUUUUUGUCCCUAAUUGAAAGGAAAUAAACGUCAAGCGCCCUUGUUGUUCAUUAUCAAAUACACUGAGGCUAAAAAUUGCAAUUCUUGAUUUUAUUCUAAACAUAUUUUAAUCGCUCUUUCACAGAACAUGUGUAUAUAUUCUUGUUCACAGAGGCUGCCGGCGAUGUCACCAUUACUGUAGAAGUGGACAAUCCUUUCAAAGUUCUUGAAAACACUCCCAUAGUAUAUCUUCGCUGGAACUUUUCAAUUUCUGGUAGUGACCCAUUAAAAGAAGUUGAUUUCUUUAUCAGUAAAGAAGGUGCUGACGAGUACAUUGGGUAUCUAACCGACACUAAGAUCAAAAUCUCAUCUAGUUUUUCUGCACGGGAUCGUUUUACGAUCGAGCGCCCAGCUACUUUAAUAAUCCGCAACGUAUCUGCUUCCGAUGCUGCGAAGUAUAUGUUUGCAGUUGAGCUGGACUCAGCGGAAAGAACGCAAAGUAUAAUCGACCUACACGUUCUCGGUAAGUCAGUGUAAUUAUACAAUCAUUACAUGUUGUGCGCUUAAUCUUCCAGCUCGGACUUUGACGAAGCCGAUUUGUCUAAAUAAUUUUGUGAAUUGUAAGUGAGAAGAGAGGAUACAAACUCGGUUUCAAAAUCCAUGGAGAAUAUUGCACUACCUGGACAACGAUUAUUGUUAGGACUUUGUAUUGAUGAUGGAUACUUUAUCCAUGAAUAGAUUGUUGCUGAUUGAAUUUCGUUGAAAACCAAUUAACAAGGAUCAAAGCAAUUAACAUUUUAAACUACGGUUAUCUUUUUAUAUGGCUUCAGCAAAUGUUCACUGCUACAAUGUAGCUCAAAUGCAGCUCUAUUGCCUUGUUUUAGUUCAUCAGAGUUUGACAUUAUGAAUUUUGGGGAUCACUCUAGCCCAGUGAACUAUGUUAUGUAAUAGGAUUAACAUUGGAAACAAGCAUGUCAAAACUUUUUUGAACUCGUGGGUAAAAUAUUAUUUUUAGCAUGAAGCAAGUUAUGUAAUGAGUGUGUAACCUUUCUGUUGACCUAUAACGGCCAAAUCCAUGUAAAAAUAUGAACAAGAAUGAGGUAAAUUUCUAUCAAUGAUAGCAGACAUUUACCUUGAUGCCUAUUUUUACUGUGGAUCCACAGUAGAAAUGUUUUGAAACUCACACUGACAGUUGAGAUUGGGAUAGGGAUUGACAAACCAAAGACCUAGCACUGGUUGUUUAAAAGGUGGAUAAAUCCCUAUCCACUGGAAAGUAAUUUAUCCGUUAGAUAAGGUUAUCUGUCCUUUGAAUGACUAAGCCACGGCUUGCUCUGUAUCAUAGUUGCCACAGAGCAGGGAAAAUUAACUGAGUCACUCAAGGUUUAUAAAGGGAACCUGUGUCACCCAUGGUUUAACUGGUAUAUCUAGCCACAAAAGUUUCUUAAGUGAAGUGCAGGUAGGCAGAUUUUAAGUCAAGUUAAGACAUAUAUGUGCUGUAAAAGUGUGUAUUUUUCCACUAUGAUACAUUAUGAAAUGAAAUCAACUGGUUUUUUCUGAGACAUUGUUUUAGAAACAUUCUCUUGACUUGAAGUUUGUUUGGAUAUAAUCAAAUAUUUAAUUAAUGUUAUUUUUCAAUGUUAGCACCCGUCAAGUUAAUCGGUGCACCAAGUAACCAGACCAUCAAUGAAACAGACACAGUAACAUUUGUCUGUAAUAUUAGUGGUAAUCCAGCCCCUGUAAUCAAGUGGUAUAAGGAUGAACUCACUGUUGGUACAGGAGACACACUCAGCUUUCCAGUAUUCAGGAAUCAAUCAGGAUACUACUGGUGCUCAGCUGAUAAUGGCUUAAAUGUGACUGUCAAUGCCAGCGCUUACCUUAAUGUGCAUUGUGAGUAUAAAAUCGAUUCAAAAGAAUUUUUGAAAUGAUACAAAUGUAAAUGCUAAACAUUCCAGGGACAAUCAUUGAAUACUAAUGGUCUAUGAUAGAUUUUGUUUAUUUGUCAAAACGAUAGCUUAAAUAUCACAAUGUACCCCAGAGCUGCUAUUAUUUCAGUAUAUGUGGUGUUGAUUGUAAAAUGUUGAUUGUGAAAAGGUCCCAAGUUGAUCAUCUAUUGGUAACUUGCCAAGAAUUUAUUUUGCUGACCUUUUGUUAUAUAAUGUUAUUUUAAUAGCUGUAAAAAUAUAUUCCAUUGUCCAUGUUAUUUAAGUUAGGUUGAGUCAAUAAUUGUUGUAAGUCUAGUGAUUAAAGUUUAUUUCACACUUCAUUGCUCAAGCACAAGAGCUUACCCAAGUUAUUUCAAAACAUUAUUCAUGAUGAUACAAAGCAGAGGCCAGGAACACAGCGGCCAAAUGUCUACUCUUGAGGGAACAUUGUAAUGACUAGGCUACAUGCUUUCAGGCUGUCAGAGCCAAGUUAUCUCACACUAGUUAUAAAAAAAACCACUUAACCCUGUGAAGUUACAGUGUUUUAAAAGCAUACAACUUUUUUUCGGUAAAGCUCAAAAGGAAUGUUAAAUCAUCAGGAUCGAUACCCAUACUUAAAUUUUCUGAGGAAAAAAGUGUAAUUAAGUACUGUCAACUGAGUUGAUAAUGGAAAUUGGCAACUGUGUAGAGUUUGAAAGCUGAUGUUUCGAGCAUUACCCUUAGUCAGAGGGAAGGGCUAAUGCUCAGCUUUCAAACUCUUCAUGGUGGCCAAUUUACAUUAUCAACUCAGUUGAUAACACUAAUUCACCUUGCUAUACAUGUUCUCUCCCACUGACACCACCACAGUUUCUUUAAAAACUUACUCCCUUUAUUCAUUUGUGUCCCAAAAGUCUGAUAUUUUUUGUGGAUAGCACACCACUGGAAGUUAUUCACAAGCAGUAACCUUGGUCUUUUGAAUAAAAAUUUCAGUUAAAACUUUGCACAAUAAUUUUUCCAAUUCAUCAGCCAGUGUUAAGAAAAGUAGAGUCGGCAAAGCUAUCAACCAAUUGUUGUCAUCUGGAUAUUAACUCAAGAUUCUCUUAAAAUUAGUGAACAUGGAAAUUGUUUCUAAUUAGCCUGAGGUGUAAUUACCUGCUGGAUCAUAGGAGGUUGAAGGGUUUAAUAACUAGGACCAUGCUUCCUUUACCUGCCAUGGCCGAUAGGAAAUAAAAUGGGAAAAAAAAAAGGGUUCUUAAAUGUUAUGAUGCUAUCUCAACCUCAUUUGGCAAAUUGCUGGGUACUAAUACAUCACUUAUGAAAAAAGUUUGAUGAGUUCAAUGGUAAGAAGACCAGUGAAACAACCCUUUCAGUUCCUUUUUUUUUUUCUUUUUCACAGACAAGCCAACUGGAACAAGUAUUACAUCCAGCCCAACCAAUAAUACUGUGUUACGUAACAGUAGCUUGGUGUUAAGCUGCAGAACAGAUGCCAACCCUGCAGCACAUAUUUAUAAGUUUUAUUUUAAUGGUACCUUUAUUGGUGUGAACAACUUGGGUAGGUAUCAUGUCAUAGUUCAAGCAGAUGGAGAGUACACUUGUGUACCUUUAAACACAGUUGGCACAGGUGACAAUGCCACCCUUGCUGUCAUAGCAGUCGGUAAGUAAUAACAGUUUACAAUAAACUUGUUUUUGUUUUUUAACUACCCAAAACUAAAUAAAAUUAAUAUGAAAUUUAACAGGUAUCAAUUAUGGCAAAAUACUGAUUGAAUAAAUUGAUCUUGUAUUUUUAACCGAAAUUAGCCUUUAUGCACAUUAAAGGUAGCACGAACAUGAUUGAAAACCACUUUUUCCUUUAGAUAUACCUCCAUACUCUUAUAUGGUUGUUUUUGAUCAGAAGGAGCACUUAAUGUACUAUUAAUAAUGUCAUGUGCUUUGCAAAGCAAGAUCUAAAAAGCUUAGGGAGACCCCCUUUUUUACUUUUAAAAUCAAUUCCAUGGAAGCAAGAUACUAUUUUAGCCACAGAAAUAAUAACAACUGUUGUGUUACACGUAAGUAUCAAUCCAGCAAUACUACAUUUAUAGCAUAUAGAAGUGUGCUUAAAAAAACUUAUCAUUAUUUUGCCCAUAAUCUGUUUCAGAUGCACCUUUAGUAGAUGUUUUCCCCACUAUGACCUCUGUCCAAGAAGGAAACAAUAUCACAUUGUCGUGUAAUGCAUCUGGGAAACCAGCACCUGUUAUAGCAUGGACAAAAGCUGGCUCAUCACAAGUUCUCUCUCACACUUCUUUGCUGUCAGUUGUCAAUGUAAGCAGAUCUGGGACAGCAGACAACACGAUCCAGUAUCAAUGUAAAGCCAGUAAUGGAGUGGAGACACCUGCUACAGUUACAGUCAAUGUCACUGUUCACUGUGAGUUGCAGUCAGAAUUUCUCUCACCCAUGGAAUUUAUUCUAUUUUUUCAUGAAAUGGCUGUCAUAUUAAAAGUAGAUCUAGCCAUUUGACAGUUUGAUAGUGCAGCACAUAUCCACUUUUCAGUGGGAAUACUGUAUGGAUACUCUAGCACAGAAGGAUAGCAGAGUUACGUUAUUGUAGAACUUAAUAAGCCAGGUUGAUAAUAAGGCCAGAGGAAUGGAAGCCAGGCAUACAGUGUUAAUCCAUCCACAAAACCAACUUCUCAAAUACCUAUUCAAGGAAAGCCACCUGGUGGAGUGUUCACUGCUGAGCAUGAUAUGAUCACACAAGCUGUUGCAUUUUGUAGUCUAAGAAGUUGUUUAUCUAUUAUUUCAAGGAAACCUAGCAAACAAGACUUCAAGUAAAUACACAGCUUUGACUUAUUUUUGUCGAUGAAUUUUGAAUGCAACUAUUAUUAUAACUUAUUAUAUUGAGUAAUGAUCAAUUAAAAGCAGCCUUUGUAGUACAGCUGUAACUUAUUACUGAAUGAGUGUACUGUGAGCAGUUAAAGGAGUGGUAUAAUUUUCAAUUCUAAAGAUUCUUAAUGGGGUUAUUGCAGGGUACCUGUACAUGUUGUAAGUAGUGAGAUGCACAUUGGACUUGAUUCAAACAUUUUGUUCCUGUGAUCUUGGUGUAAUUUUUUUGUUCCCAUAAUCAUGGUGUUGCUUGUUUUAUUUCUACAGUCCCCCCUGAUAUUGACCAUGCCCCAUCAGCUUAUCAAGUUGUAGAAGGAAGUGGGUUGAUCCUGUUCUGUAAUGCCACUAGAAAUCCAAAGCCCAACAUUACUUGGACCAAACAAGGAAACAACAAUGAACUGUCAACAUCAGAGACUCUUACUUUGUCAAAGCUGACAAGAGAAGAUGAUGGAUCUGUUUUUGAAUGUACAGCACAAAACUACAUCACUUCAGUGAAAGCUAUGGAAGUUCUUACUGUUUGGUGUAAGUAUUGGGAGUUUUUUCCUGUCUUCAGCUUACAGUAAAACAGUCAAUAACUUUAAAAAUAUACCCUGCAUGUUCCCGUAUGCUGUAUAUGGGGGAAUGAUGUUCUGUAAAGUAGAAUCUUCUCUCAAAGUGCCUUGUCUUUACCCAGGGGUAUAAACAGAGGGAGGAGGAGUACUUUAAGUCACUUUGUUACAUGUGUGGAACUGGGAUGAUUUAAUUAAUAGGUUCAUUUAAUUCAAUCAGCAAAAACUUCAUACCUCUACUUUCAAAAGGGUUACUCCAGACUUGAUGGCAUCUUCUGUGCUCUUCAGAAUUGAAGAAAGAUAAUUUUUGACCUCGGUAAACAAAUAGAGAAAGAUGUUUUUGUCUUGUAACUAUCGUGGGACAAAGAAAAAAUCCUCAGUCCCUUUGGGGAAUGGAACCUCAGACCUUUGUAUUCCAUGCUCCAAUGCUCUACCACUUCUUUCCUGUGCACAUGAAAAUUGUACAUGUGCGUCUGAUGACCCUGCACCUGAGCAUAUAAAAUUAAUCUGUGCAGUAACAUACAUCUAAGUAUUACUGUUCUAAAAUAACUAUAAUGUUAAUGUAAUUGGCAAAUUUUCAGUUUGAAUUGAUUGUUUCCAACAGGCAAUGGGUAGUAUUGAUAUUUCCAUACAGCUGAGUUCUACUAAAAAGGUCUUAAUAGUAAAAGCUAUUCCUGUGGAAAAUUCAGUUGGGCUUUAAUUGAUAUCUUAAAAUGUGCAUUAUUUAGUCAGUAUUAAUUUUUAAGGACAUGGUCACCAACAUGAGAUUGAUGUCAUCAAGACGUGCCCAAUGUCGUAGGACUGAAAAAGAAAGAUAACUGUGCAAUUAGAGGACAUUGUUAAGAAAUUUUCAGUUGUAUCCAAAGAGGCAUGCAGGUUGUAUUCUGAAGCACUACUCUGAUCUCUUAUCAAUCAUUUGAAAAUAUUAUUUACAGAUCAACCGAGUGUAACAUCACAGCAGUGUCCCAGUCCCAUAACUGAGGGUGACAAUGUGACACUUCAUUGCAGUGCCAUUGGUAACCCUGUGCCCAAUAUUGCAUGGAUCAGAGCAAGAUCAAGGACAAUACUGACAUACAACAAGACUCUGGUUUUUAGGAGUAUCACGCGCAGUGAGUCUGGCAGAUAUGAGUGCCUUGCUUGGAAUGGAAUUGGAAACAACAGCACCAACUCUUGUUCAAUUGAUGUACAUUGUAAGUGCAUGUAGGAUACCUUACUUUACAAGUGUAAGAUUUAUGUAAAAUGCUAGGAAUUUCAGUUCAUAUGUAAGAUCAUAUUCUUUGAGAUUAUUUAAAUUCAAAGUAAUAAUUAGUUAAAGGAAUAUUAUUUCUUGAUAGAAGAUUUGUACCAUAAAACGUUUCUUUAAUUAGCUUUCAAAAAUUUCAGUGGUCAUUCACAAUUGUUUCCUCUGGUCAACUACAACAUUACUUACAAUAAUAAUUCUUUACAGGUAUUCACACUGUUUCUGCUUUGGUUUAUACUUUAGAGUAUUUACCUACCCCUACCUACUAAAUCUUGACUGAACAUUUCAUUCUCCAUUUGACUGUUUUUACUCACCAACAAAAAUACACUGUAGAACCCUUUGUGAUUCUUUCUUGGGAAGCAUGUAAGUCUAUGGCAAAAAUAUACUUGAAUUUUAUUUUCAUAGAUUUACCAAAGGCCUUAGCUCUGUUGACUACUCCAAUUAAUACUACAGUGCUUGGUGAUACUGCUAUGAAGCUUAACUGUAGUACAGAUGCCAACCCUGAUGCUCAUACUCAUCACUUUUACUUUAAUGGCAACCUUACUGGUAACAGUAGCUCUGGUGUGUUUAACAUCAGUGUGAAGGAAGAUGGAGAGUACACCUGUGUUCCUGUUAACAAAGUAGGCACAGGAAGCAAUGCUAGUGUCAGCAUCACUGCCGUUGGUGAGUGUUGAGUCAGAUUGCAGGUUGAAAUAAGUGAUAUUCAAGUCCAAAUCAAUGGUUGUCAAUAUAUUUGAUUGCAUUCUAAGGUACUUUGCACUUUGUUUUUUCUUUCCACUGAGAUUGAAGGGAAUACUCCUUUCAAGUUACAUGUGAUUGGUGAAAUGUUUCAGGCAAAUUUAUUCUAAACCAGGUUGGAUUUUUCUCAAGAUACAAACAUUUAGUCAAGAAACUUUUGAAAUAUUUCUGAAUCCGUAAUAAUUGCACCCAUUAUAUUGCACCCUUAAAAGUUGCUAAAAAACAAUUCAUCAAAUCAUCAAAAGUGGCAAACAUUUCUAAAACUUCCAGAUCAGAAAGUGUUUUUCUUUUUUUUAUCCAUUAUUUUACAAUGGUAUAAAAUUAUUUCAUUCUCUCUGUUAUAAAUUUAGUGGCUCCAUCAGUGGAUUUGUCAAGUUCCAUAAUAGUUAUUAAAGAAGGCAGUAACAUUUCAUUGAGCUGUAAUGUAUCUGGUAAACCUGAACCCAGCAUAUCAUGGACAAGAAUUGGUAGUUCAGAUGUUCUCUCCGUUUCAUCAUCACUAACUGUUGUGAAUGUGAGCAGGCCUGGGACGGCAGACAACAUGAUCCAGUAUCAAUGUACAGCUAGUAAUGGAGUGGAGACACCUGCUACAGCUACAGUCAAUGUUACUGUAGAAUGUAAGUGAAAAUUGCAAUGAAGAGGGAAGUUUGUAGAUUUGAAAAGAAAAAUGUGGCUACAAAUGUCUAUUUGAUUUCUUUGCAAGACAUCUGAUUUAGAAUGUAUGAGAUGUGCACGGUAUAUUUGGAAUCCCAAGGCAAUAGUUAUUUCUAAACACUCCAAGAUACUUUACAGUUAUAUUUACUUACAGGGGUGGCUCUUGGGGAGGGGUAUUAUAGGAUGUGCACCCCUUCCCCUCGAGAUGACCUGUGGUUUUCUUUUAUAACAAGGAGGGAAAAAAAGGAAAGAAAAAAUGUGUGGUUUGUUGCCAUUAAAUUAAAACAUGAGACAAGCUUUAAGAAUUUGUGUAAAAUGCAAGGAAAAUAGUAGUUUGGCCCUGAAGUUUGAGCUUUAGCCCUUCCUUUUUGCCAUAGUAGACAUCAGUUCUGUCAUUUCUAAGUGGUGCCCCCUCUCCUAAGAAAUGUCCUUGCUCUGCCUCUGACUUAAUUUUGGAAAUAAAUGCAUCUACAAAGAAGAGGUAUGAAGAGGGGAUGGUUGAAGAAAACAAAUUUGCUGUGAAAUUCUGCCCUCUUUGAGUCACUGAACACGUGAAAUGCUGUAUAAAGGAAAAUAAUAUACUCUCUUGAUGAUAUUUUGGGUGUAAGGUAAGUGUGAGUUCUUACAGGUUGCUUUGCAAAAUAAAACAUAUGAUGUUCUAGCAAUCAUGCAUGAAACAAAUCUCAAAUAGUCUCCAUGAUAUUUGUCUCUACAGUCCCCCCUGAUAUUGACCAUGCCCCAUCAGCUUAUCAAGUUGUAGAAGGAAGUGGGUUGAUCCUGUUCUGUAAUGCCACUGGAAAUCCAAAGCCCAACAUUACUUGGACCAAACAAGGAAACAACAGUGAACUGUCCACAUCAGAGAGACUUACCAUAACAAAUGUUUUGAGAGAAGAUGACCAGUCUGUUUACAAAUGCGUAGCAGCAAAUUCAUUGGGAUUAACACAAGUUACUCCCAAAGUCACUGUCCUCUGUAAGUUUUAUAUGGUGCUAAUGUGCUGAACAUACAUUUGUUUUACUGUAAAGACUUGUUUAUAAGCCACACCUUUUUGUUUAAGUUUUGGGCCAAAAAAUUGCGGGUGUGGCUUAUACAGGAGAGCAUUAUUUGCCUCUGGUGUCCUGACUUCCCGCGUGGUUACCAAGCAAACAUUUUGCAUUGUUCUCCUGUGCUUUUUUUUUGUUCUAAUUCCAUUGUUUUCAUUUGAGCCAUGGGCUUUAGCAAUGAAGACAACUGUUGUCAGUCACAGGGAAUAAGAAAAACAAUUAAAGAAAAGCUUUUAAAAGGUUUUUUCAGAGUUGGUUAACUUACUAAUGAUGCUGCAAGUACACAACAUUAGAUUUCAAGUCAAGUUUAUUGUCAACAUUUGGAACAAAUGACCAACAUUUUUUACAAGAGUGCUUUUUUGGAGGUCUUUUUUUCCCAAAAUCAUACUUGAAAGUUAGGGGUGCAACUAAUACACAAAUUUUUACAGUAUUUUUGUUUUUACUUGAUAAUGAUUAUACAGGCUCGUGCAAACUCCUCUCCAUUUUUUCCCUCUCAGUUGAGCCACUUAGAUUUUCUGGCUCUUACUUGGUGUAGAAGACACAGUAUAUGUCACAACAGAAUUCAUCACAACUGGGAAUAAGAAAACCAGGGAAAACAAUAGUGUGAUGUAUACUGUGUCUUCUACACCAAAUAGGGGCUGAUUUUCUCGAGUGUUUUGUAGUGUUCUGAUAAUAAUUAUGUCAUGGUAUAACAAGGCCAGUUACCAGUGGUACAUAUGCUUAUUAUUAAUUAAAGUAACUCUAACGAAUAGAUUGAAUGAUCCAUGAUGAUAUCAUCACUCACUGACUUGUCCAAGCAACAGUACAAAUAUGAAACCAAGAGAUAGAGAAUAUUUUUUGUUUGCAUGAAUUCUUUAUUUAAAGCUAAUUUAAGGAUUUUUAUUGCCAUUGUUUUUCUUAUAGUGAUAGUGAUGCUGAGGUAAUACUACUCUGUAAUAUAUAGAUAAACAUGUCUUUGCAGAUCCACCACAGCCUUUUAUACAACAUUGCCCCAGUCCAGUUACUGAAGGAGAUAAUGUGACAUUAUACUGCAAUGGAACUGGUAAUCCAUCACCUCAAAUAGCCUGGAUAAAGUCUGGAAAGGUUCUGGUGACAGACAGUGUUUAUGUUAUAAGAGAAAUUGACAGAGGUCAGGCUGGAAUAUACCAGUGUGUGGUUUGGAAUGGAAUCAUGAGAAAUGUGACUUCGAACUGUAGCAUUGAUGUUCACUGUAAGUUAAUUGAGUACCUUGAGUUUAAUAGCAGAGUCUCUUUCUUUACAUAUACUUGGCUGAAUGUUAACCUUUGCCAGUGUUCAAACACUCAUUUUUUUAUUUGAUUUUGCACUGUAUGUUAAUUGACUACCUUGAAUUUAAUAGUAUAGUCUAUUUCUGUUCAUAUAUUUGGCUGAAUGUUAAACUUUUGCCAGUGUUCAAACACUCAUUUUUUAUUUGAUUUUGCACUGUAAGUUAAUUUACUACCUGGAAUAUAUAUGUACAGUGAAACUCUGCCAACUGACAUCUGAUUUUGAUAAGGAAACUCUGGACACUCUUCUUGGUCUAGGGAAUGUUUACUUUGCAGGGUAUCAACUACAGGUAUUAAGACCCCAUCUGGGAAAUUAAGGUCUCUGAUGUCAAUAGAGUACUUUCAUGCCUUGCCUUAUUUAUUUAUUUACUUACUUGUCUUUGCAUUCUAAAGUGUAUAACAACCCAAUAUACUGUAAGUAUUAUUAAUUAUUCAUGUCACUACUGAGCUCUAUUUGUUUGUUAUUAUUAAUUUUUAAGUGUUUUUUACCUUAUUGUUAUUUCCACAUGUUUUUCAUAUAUAUGUACUCUGUUUUUUAAGGCAAAUACAUGUAAAUAGUUGGUUUAUUGUUGUUGUUUUGUUUAGCCAUUCUUGUACUAUACAUAAUUAUGUAUAGUCUAAAUGUUUGAUUUUAGUUUUAAUCUGCACAAUUAUUCUUAUUCAGAUCCAUCUUUGAUUGAGUCUGCCCCAGUUAGUCAAGUUGUCUUUGAAGGAAACAACUUGACUUUACAUUGCAAUGCAAGUGGCAAUCCUACACCAAACAUCACCUGGACUAAAGAAGACAGUCCAUCAGUGCUCUAUCAAGGAAUUACAUACAGCAUUGUGGACAUAGACAGAAAUGCUGCGGGGAAUUACACUUGUACAGCUUGGAAUGGAGUUGGAGGACAAAAGAAAGCUAUUGCUGCUAUCACUGUACACUGUGAGUUUCCUUGCUCUUAUUUACUAUAAUUUAUCAGUAAUCAUUAUUCAUGUGAGGAAAAAUUAUCUUACAUAAAUUUCGUUUUCAUGGAUGUUAACAAUCAACUGGUAAGUGCUUUAUCCAGAUAAAAAUGUUAUAAUCCACAGGAGCAAGCUGCUUCAUACAAAAAUUGUUUGAGAUACAUGUAAUUUGAGUACUUUUUAUUAGAAUUCUUGAACAGAGUUUGUCUCCUGAUUCUUCAAAACAUGCUUUGUUCUAAAAAUGAAGGUAGUGCGUUUAAGUUCUGAUAAUAAACUUAAGAUUUUUAUUUUUAUUUUUAAUAUUGGUGAUGUUCAGUGUUUUUAAACUGUAUAUGUUACCACUGUAUGAAAUGAAUUAACACAUAAAAAGGGUUUAGAAGCAUAUAUUAGAACAUCCAUGAAUGAUUGUUGGUGUUCAUAACAAAAAAGUACAAGGCAACACAGUAUUUGUUUUGAGAAUGUAUCAUCUUCUACAGUAUAUGGAGUAAAAUAGGCUAUACUCUUCACAGAAAGAAGCAGUGAUUUUGACAAGUACAUCUGGUACAAGUUCAGCCAAGCUUUAUUUUAAUCACCAAAACACUGUAUGUGAACUGUAACUGGUGUAAAAUAAAAUAAUACUACUUUGAAUAGAUUAAAACUUUUUAUAUCCUAAGAGGGUUAUUGAGUAGCUUUAAUGAACAGAUAUAAACACAAAUGUUUCUAAACAAUAUUAAAACAUGUUUUGAUAUAACUUUAGUAUAGAGACUACCAUAACAAGCCUCAGAGUUUUUCUGAAAUUAAUUUUCAAUUUAUCUAAGGACAAACUUAAUCUUUGAUGAAUUACUUAAAAACUUGUAGAGAACCCCUAUGUUGGUGGUUAGGAUGUUCAAAUACCUGUUGCUCUAUAGUUGAGUAUAUUGACCCCCUGCAUUUCCAUGAAUGGAUGUCUGAGGCAAGUCACGUUUGCAGUUGAAGCAACUGUGUACAUUAUGUAGAAUGUUUGAGAGAUUUUCUACUUACACAGCUUGGUGUCAGGCUAUCAAGGUAAAUUUACAAUUCACUGCUAAGCCCCUAAAAGGAAUUAAUUGCUUUGCUGGAAUCUGUUCAGCCCAGGUGGGUCAUAUUUUCUAAAGGAAGUAAUUACUUCAUAAGCAAUUUUUCAUACUUAACAUUUACUUAAAAAGAUCAACCUCCAAGACUCCACAAACUUUUCUUUUGUGGACAACAUUCCAAGCUGCAUCUGUACAAAAGGGAGUGUUCCCUUGCUUGAGAGAGUUGCUUUGGAGAUGUUACACUAAUUUACAUGGAGGUGUACUUUCUUGCUACUUUAAUACACAAUUAUUUUAGGGUGGGGGGCUUUUGAAUAUCCCUUUUCUUGGUAAAGAUAGUGAUUGUUGUUGUUGUUGACCUUAUUUCAGAUGCAGCAGAAAUUUUCUUUGCUCCCAAAAACAAGACAGUCCUGGAAUAUGACAAUGUUACUUUCUUCUGUAAUGCAUCAAGUAAUCCACCCUCCCAGAUUAUCUGGACCCAAGAGGGAAACAGUACGGUUCUGCAUAAAGGAGAAACCUUUGUCAUUGAAAAUGUCUCAAGAAAACUUAAUGGACAGGAAUACAAAUGUAGGACAUGGAACAAUGUCACCAAAAAUAUGGAAGCAUAUGCUCAACUCACUGUUCAUUGUGAGUAUUAAAUGACUCUCUCAUGAUAUCCAAGAAUUUAAAAUUAGAUAAGAUGGUACAAUGUAAAAAAGAAAGCAACAUUAUCAUGCAAUGGAACUGGUAAUCUAUCACCUCAAACAGCCUGGACAAAGUCUGGGAAGGUUCUGGUGACAGACAAUGUUAAUGUUAUAAGGGCAUGAAACAGAACUCAGGCUGGAAGAUACCAGUGUAUGGCUUGGAAUGGAAUCAUGAGAAAUGAGACUUUGAACUGUAGCAUUGAUGUUCACUGUAAGUUAAUUGACUACCUUGAAUUUAAUAGCAGAAUCUCUUUCUGUACACAUACUUGGAUGAAUGUUAAACUUUUGCAAGUAUACAUUCAAACACUCAUUUUUAUUUGAUUUUUGCGGUGUAAGUUAAUUGACUACCUUGAAUUUAAAGCAGUCUUUUUGCACAUAUACUUAGCUGAAUAUUAAAGUUUUGCCAGUCAACAAAGACUCAUUUUUAUUUGAUUUUGCCAUCCAAAAGAUCCUUCAACAUCAACCAUGAUAACAACUGUUCCAACAAACACUACAGUGCUACAUGACAGUGCUGUGUUACUGACCUGUAAUGCAGAUGCCAACCCCACUGUCCAUACUUAUCAUUUGUACUUUAAUGGCAACCUUAUUGGUAACAGCAGCUCUGGUGUGUUUAACAUCAGUGUGAAGGAAGAUGGAGAGUACACUUGUGUUCCUGUCAACAGUUUAGGUGCAGGAAGUAAUACUAGUCUGAGCAUCACUUCUGUUGGUGAGUGUGAUGUCUGAUUUUUUAGUUGAAAUAAGUCAUUAUGAAGUUGAGAUAAAUGGUGGUCAUAAAUUAUUUUCAUAUGGGGUUAUUAGUUUGUCUAAGCCACUAAGGUUCAUGCGAAUACUUAGUUUGGGAUAUAUGUCGUUGGUGAAAUUAUUAGGGCAAAUUUUGAGUGAACCCUUUUGUUUUCAAAACCAAGGAUGUUCUUGAGGUACAAAGGUGACGUAAAGGAACUUUUAAAUUUUUUUUAUACCAUAUCCUAAGAAUGAUCUUAUUUAGUUUCCAUUUAAAGGAUUUGGGGAUUUUAAACAUACAAGGUUUACUAAAAGGGUAUGGGUAACAACUGGUUAGGGUUUACAUCAGUGCAUUACUGAUAUAUAAGUACUGUGGUUUGGGUUUUGGUUGUAGUGGUGUGUUUAUUGCCAAAAACAUUUAAAGGUGAUGUGUACUUUGACAUAUCCUAAUUUACUUGUAAGUUCUAAUGUCAUGUUUGUAGUAAUUGCAAAAGAUCAAUGUACUCAUUAACACUCCCAAACCGAUGUUUGAAAGGUAUGCUGGCUUUCAGAGGCUAAUUGUGCAUCCCUAAAAGUCAAGAAACAAAAUUUGUAAAGUCACAAAACAAGGCAAAUUUUUUAUUGAAAUUCCUGCUAAAACCCACACUCUAACAUUUGUCAACUGGCUUAUUCAGUAGCUAGCUAAAUUAUGAAUCCUCUGAGCUACAGAUUCAGCAUUUUGUAGAUAGAAAUUGAGGAACUUCGCAUUCGUUUGCCAUUUGAUAAUGGCUGACAUUGUGCCUUUAAUAUGUCUUGAAUUCAUGGAUGAAGAUGCAGCCAUGUCUCCUAAGUUGCAUUAUUCUAGAGCAGUAUGAGAUGAUUGUAUGCAUUAUGUUACAAUUUUAGUGGCUCCAUCAGUGGAUGUGUCAAUCUCUGUAAUGGUUACAAGAGAAGGCAGUAACAUUUCAUUGAGCUGUAAUGUAUCUGGUAAACCUGAACCCAGCAUAUCAUGGACAAGAAUUGGUAGUUUGGAUGUUCUCUCUGUUUCACCAUCACUAACUAUCGUGAAUGUGAGCAGACCUGGGACAGCAGACAACAUGAUCCAGUAUCAAUGUACAGCUAGUAAUGGAGUGGAGACACCUGCUACAGCUACAGUCAAUGUUACUAUAGAAUGUAAGUGGAAAUUGCAGUGAAGAGGGAAUUUUAUAUUAGAAAUGAAAAGAACACUAUAUAGCUUGAAAUUGUUAUUUGUGUUAAGCAUUCUGAUCUCUGGGAAGACAAUUUGUGAUUGAAAAUGUAUCUGAAAUCAGCUUGCUCUGUAUUUGUUCCAAAGUCAAACUCUCCAACACUAUGUACAAAUAUACAAGUUAUGGUUAGUAAAAGCAUUUAUAUUUGAUAAUAGAAGGGGGGGGGAGGAGGGAAGUAGCAGGAUGGUUCACUGUGACAAACUUGGUGGCUAAUCUCACUAUUUCGAAAGCAAUUUUACUCUGAAGCAUUUUCACUUGGUGUUUUUUCACAUUAUAUUUUGACUCCCACUCAUACAUGUGGGACAGAUGGGAUCCUGCUUAGCUUGCCUGAAAUCUCAGGUGGGAGAUGGAAUUUAUGUUGGAUAACCUUGAGUCUGGCAUGAGGGAAAUAGAAUCAUGUAGUUGCAUAUGCUCAUUAGUAAUUAAAUUUAGAAGAAUAAACAGAAUGAUACCUGAUGAAAUGAUAAUUCACUGACUUGUUCAAGGAAGAGUCAAGACAUGAAACAAAGACAUAAACUUAGAUAAUAUUUUUGGUUUACAUGUAUCUUUGAGUUUACAGCUUUGUUUGCAUAAAUUCUUCAACAAGCUAAUUUAAGGAUUUUUAUUGCAAUUCCUUUUCUGAUAGGAAUAGUAAUAAGGUUAUACUACUCUGUAAUAUAUAGAUGAACAUGUCUUUGCAGAUCCACCGCAGCCUUUUAUACAACAUUGCCCCAGUCCAGUAACUGAAGGAGAUAAUGUGACAUUAUACUGCAAUGGAACUGGUAAUCCAUCACCUCAAACAGCCUGGAUAAAGUCUGGAAAGGUACUGGUGACAGACAGUGUUCAUGUUAUUAGAGGAAUUAACAGAAGUCAGGCUGGAAUAUACCAGUGUAUGGCUUGGAAUGGAAUCAUGAGAAAUGAGACUUCGAACUGUACCAUUGAUGUUUACUGUAAGUUUAUUGACUACCUUGAAUUUAAUAUGAGAGUCUAUUUCUGUACAUAUACUUUGCUGAAUGUUUAAGUUUUGCCAGUCUACAAUAACUAAUUUGUGAUUUGAUUUUGCUGUCCAAAAGAUCCUCAAACAUCAACCAUGAUUACAACUGUUCCAACAAACACUACAGUGCUACGUGACAGUGCUAUGUCACUGAGCUGUAAUGCAGAUGCCAACCCCAGUGUCCAUACUUAUCAUUUGUACUUUAAUGGCAACCUUAUUGGUAACAGCAGCUCUGGUGUGUUUAACAUCUCUGUGAAGGAAGAUGGAGAGUACACUUGUGUUCCUGUCAACAGUUUAGGCGUGGGAAGUAAUACUAGUGUGAGCAUCACUUCUGUUGGUGAGUGUGAUGUCUGAUCUUUUGGUUGAAAUAUGUUAGGAAGUAAGUAACAACUUUAUUUAAAAAGGGUGGCACAUAACAGUAGAACUGAUAAACUAGUGGCUCUCUAUCUUAAAUUAAUAUUAAAUUACUAAUUAAAAUAGAUCCAGGAUAUUAAAAAAUAAGAAUAUUAUUAAAAUGUUAAAAUUUAAAAAACAUUUUAAAACUUUCAAAUUUAAAAAUAUGCAAAAUAUGUAAAAAAAUUUUAAAAUGAGGAGAGAUAUGUACAUAAGGGAGAAACUGGGAUUUAAGGGGUGAUAAGACACUAAUUGAUCUAAUAAAGCUAAGUAUUUCUAGAUAAAAAUCUUUUCAGACAGAAGAUUUAAAAGCGCAAAUGGACUCUAUAUUGUGAAUAUAAGUCAUUAUGAAUUUAGAUAAAUGGUGGUCAUGACAUCUUUUGAUAUGAGGUUAUUAGUUUGUCUAAGCCACUAAGGCUCUCAACAAUAGUCAGUGUAGGGUAUAUGUUGUUGGGAAUAUUAUUAAGACAAAAUUUUGAGAGAACCAUAUUUUUUUUCACAACCAAGGUUGUUCUAUAGGUACAAAGAUGAUGUAAAAGAACUUUUACAUUUUUGUCCAUACCCUAUUCUGUUAAUGAUGUUAUUUAGUUUUCAUAGAAGGGAUUGGGGGAUUUUAAAUAUCUAAGGUUAACAAAAAGGGUGAGGGUAACAACUGCUUAGGGUUUACAUUAGGGCAUUACUUAGAGGUAAGUACAGUGGUUGGGUUUUUGUUACAGUGGUGAGUUUGGGGCGAAAAACAUUUUUAAGAUGUUGUGCACUGAUCUAUCCUAUUUUUCAUGUACAUUCAAAUGUCAUGGUUUUAAGGAUUGAAAAAGAUCAAUGUACUUGUUAACACUCACAAACUCAUGUUUAAAAAGGUAUCCUGGCUUUCAAAGGCAAAUUCUGCAUCCUUAAAAGUAAAAAAAAAACAUAAUUUUUAAAGUCAGGAAACAUAGCAAUUUUGUAAAAAUUCCUGUUAAAAGCCACAUUCUAACGUUUGUCAACUGAAUUAUUCCUUAGCAAAGCCAAAUUGUCAAUCAUUUGAGCUAAAGAUUGAGCAUUUUUGUUAAUAAAAAUGAGGAACUCUCAUUCUUUUACCAUUUGAUAGUGGCUGACAAUGUUCCUUGAAAUAUGUCUUAAAUUCAUGGAUAAAAAUGCAGCCAUAUCUCCUGAGUUACAUUAUUCUAGAGCAAUAGAAGAUGAUUAUAUCCACUACAUUACAAUUUUAGUGGCUCCAUCAGUGGAUGUGUCAAUCUCUGUGAUGGUUACAAAAGAAGGCAAUAAUAUUUCAUUGAAGUGUAAUGUAUCUGGUAAACCUGAACCCAGCAUAUCUUGGACAAGAAUUGGUAGUUUGGAUGUUCUCUCUGUUUCACCAUCACUAACUAUUGUGAAUGUGAGCAGGCCUGGGACAGCAGACAACAUGAUCCAGUACCAAUGCACAGCUAGUAAUGGAGUGGAGACACCUGCUACAGCUACAGUCAAUGUUACUGUAGAAUGUAAGUGAAAAUUGCAUGGAGAGGGAAUUUUAUACUAGAAAUGAAAAGAACACUAUAUGGCUUGAAAUUGUUAUUUGUGUUAAGCAUUCUGAUCUCUGGGAGGAAAAUCUGUGACUGGAAAUGUAUCUGUAAUCUGCUUGCUAUGUACUUGUUCCAAACUCAAACUCUCUAACACUAUGUACAAAUAUACAACCCAUGGUUAUUAAAAGCAUGUAUAUAUGAUAAUGGAAGGGGGGGGGGGCAAGGGAAGUGGCAGGAUGGCUUACUGUGACCAACUUGGUGGCUAAUUUCACUAUUUUGAGAGCAGUUUUGCUUACAAGCACUUUCACUUGGUGUUUUUUCACAUUACAUUUAGAAUUGAUAACUAGAACUCUUAUAAAUGUUCUUGCUUAUGAAACUCACAGAUGAGGUUCACAUACAUAGUUUCCCAUAAAGUAAAUUUUCACAUGUCUUAAACUAUCACACACGUGGGAUAGAUGGGAUCCUGCUAAGUCUGCCUGAAAUCUCAGGUGGGAGAUGGGAUCCAUGUUGGGAUUGCCUUGAGUCUGGCAUGAGGGAAAUAGAAUCCUGUAAUUGCAUAUGCUCAUUAUUAAUUAAAUUUAGAAGAAUAAACAGAAUGAUACCUGAUGAAAUGAUAAUUCACUGACUUGUUCAAGGAAGAGUCAAGACAUGAAACAAAGACAAAAACUUAGAUAAUAUUUUUGGUUUACAUGUAUCUUUGUGUUUACAGCUUUGUUUGCCUGAAUUCUUUAACGAGCUUAUUUGAGGAUUUCUAUUGCAAUUCCUUCCAGAUCCACCACAGUCUUUUAUACAACAUUGCCCCAGUCCAGUAACUGAAGGAGAUAAUGUGAGAUUAUACUGCAAUGCAACUGGUAAUCCAUUACCUCAAACAGCCUGGAUAAAGUCUGGAAAGGUUCUGGUGACAGACAGUGUUUAUGUUAUAAGAGCAAUAUUAACAGAAGUCAGGCUGGAAUAUACCAGUGUAUGGCUUGGAAUGGAAUCAGAGGGAAUAAUACUGCUAAUUGUACCAUUGAUGUUCAAUGUAAGUUAAUUUUCUACCUUGUGAAGUUCAUGGCAAAGUCUUUUACUGUAUAAAUACAUCUAAAUAGCUAAAUCAUAAACUUUUGCCAGUAUACAAAUACUCAUUAUCAAUUUUUUUUUUUUUGGUCUAAAAGAUCAUCCAACAUCAACUUUGAUUACAAUACUUCCCACAAAUACUACAGUGCUGCGUGAUCGUACUGUGUCGCUGAAUUGUAGUACAGAUGCCAACCCUGAUGCUCAUACUUAUCACUGGUACUUUAAUGGCAACCUUACUGGUAAUAGCAACUCUGGUGUGUUUAACAUCACUGUGAAGGAAGAUGGAGAGUACACCUGUGUUCCUGAAAACAAAGUGGGCACUGGAAGCAAUGCAAGUGUUGGCAUCACUGCUGUUGGUGAGUUUCAUAUCAGAUUCAGCCCUAUACUAUGCAGUCAAUAUAAAGAUUCAACCUCACCCCACCACCCCUUCUAGGGCAACCCAGGGGCUGGGCAUUUAAAUCUUGCAUGGAUGGGGUUGAGUAAAUUUGAACCUUUAGAAUAUACAUGUUCUAAGUUCUAAGUUAAGUAUGGAGAAGUUCAAAGAUGAAGAGUCUGCUUUGUGAGCAAAUGGCCAAGAAGAAAAUUUUUUACAUAGAUUGAUGUUUACUUGUGAAAAACCAAGCAGUAGCACUAAUAGCUCAUAUGUGACUUUGCCACAACAUUUGUUGAUCACACCAGCAAGCAAUGACUGUGAAUAUAUAAAAAUCAUACAUGUGAACUGCAGUGUGAGAAAUUAAUGUGAAAGCAAUCUUUACAGUGAUGAACAGCACUUAAGCAGGAGUUAAAAUAAGGCCUGAAAAAAUUAAAGUGAAAAAAACCAUUAAAAAAAUUGUGGUUGAGUGGGGUAAUUGAAUGCCUCAAAUUAAUUGAUGCAUUAAGACUGAGGAUAAAAAAGUGAAUAUGUAGUUAAUAAUUAUAGUUAGCUCAAACUUAUCUGGUAAAAUACGUUAUCUUGAUUCAACACCAAAUUCUUGACACUUAUUUACAAGGAAAUAUGUAGCAGCAAGAGGGGAGAAUCAACAAUCCGAACUUGGGAGCUAAAGGGUUAUAGGCACCUCAUCUUUACCUGAUGCAUUCUUUUCCUUGUAUUUGUGAUAUUUUAUUUCAGUGGCCCCAGUUACUGAGGUGGUUCCUCAAACUGGCACUGUCAUUGAAGGUGGAAACAUCACCUUGAUUUGUAAUGCCAGUGGUGUUCCUUCUCCAUCUGUUGUCUGGACUGAAGUUGGCAGCCCGGUCAUUUUGUCUCAAAAAAUUUCACUGACUGUUGCAAAUGUAACCAGACCAGGGACAAGAGAUAACCUGAUCCAGUACCAGUGUACAGCCAGGAAUGGAGUGGGCACAUCUAGUACAACUACAGUCAGCAUUGCUGUUCACUGUGAGUUUAUGGUAAUCUAUUUUUAAUCAAUGGCCACUAGGUUAGCUGUAAACUGUAACAGUGUAGCAUAACAAUGAGUAAAGUUUCACUACAUGUGUAUGGAAAUGGAAUGCAGAUCCCUAGAGAUAGAAUGCUAAUACAUGUACAUGUUAAAAAGAUAACAAUUCUGUAUGAAAAAAAUCACCUCUUAGAGAAAGAUACAGUCCAACCUUGACUAUCUGGACCCACAAUUAACCAGAUCAUUCAACAACUGGAGAUUGAAUAUAUUGAAUCAUUUAUUAGGUACAAUAUGCAUUAUGUAAUUUUUGCCCUCUUGCACAGUGGAUAGGCAAUGUGCAUGCACCAACUGUUUUGCAUUUGAGUUUCAUAUUAUAUCUUUUUAUCUGUUCAUUACUUUCCAGUAUGUUUAUUAUUCUAAUUAUCCCAUUGACUUACCUGUUUUAGCUUUGCAACUAUUUCUAUUGCUCUAGGAAAUUCAUUACAUCUAAUAAUUCCUCAUGCUAAAUCAUACCUGUCUAAGUAUUGAAUAUGUAUAUUUUUUUACUUUAAAGAUCUUCCAGAGAUAGCAAGAUAUCCAUCCACUUCACCCAUCAUUGAAGGUGGCAACACCACACUUGUCUGCCAAGCCUCUGGAAACCCACAGCCAAACAUAACUUGGACUAAGAGAGGAAGCAAUAAAACUCUGUCUUAUUCAGAUGAACUUUCCUUGUAUAAUUUAACCAGAUUUGAUGAUAAAACAGAAUACAAAUGCAAAGCCAUGAACUAUUUAGGAUUUGUUGAAGCUUCAGCUUCAGUUACCAUCCACUGUAAGUGAAUGUGGUAUAGGUUUUUAUUAAUUAUAUAAACUCUAUGUACAGUGAAUUUUUUUGUCUUAUUGCUGUAAAUUCAUGGUAUCUGUUUACUUGCACUCUGUUGUUCCUAAAGAAAAGAAAUGGUUGUUUGAUUGUUUUUGUUUUGGCUAAGGCAUUCAUUUUUUUCUCAUAAUCAUGUACAGAUGAAAUGUUUGAUUUUAGUCUCAAUCUGCACAAUUAUAUCUUCUUAUUUAGAUCCAUCUUUGAUUGAGUCUGCCUCAGGCAGUCAAGUUGUCCUUGAAGGAAACAACUUGACUUUACAUUGCAAUGCAAGGGGCAAUCCUGCACCAAACAUCACUUGGACUAAAGAUUACAGCUCAUCAGUGCUAAAUCAAGGAAUUACUUACAGUAUUGUGAACAUAGGAAGAAAUGCUUCAGGGAAUUACACUUGUACCACUUGGAAUGGAAUUGGUGGACAAAAGAAAGCUAUUGCUGCUAUCACUGUACAUUGUGAGUUUUCUCACUGUAUCAGCAAUCAUUAUUCAUGUGAGAAAAAAGUAUUUUACAGAACUUUUGUCUACACAAAGGUUAACAAUUCAACUGAAUAGUGUUUUAUCCAGAUAAAAAUGUUAUAAUCUGCAAGCCUCCUUUUAUGAACACUGGUAGAGAUAAUCCACAGCACAGUUUUGAAGAGUUAAUGAGCAAGGGUUGUCUUCUGAUUCUUCAGAACAAUUUUUUACUUCAUGAAUUAUUGUUGUUGGCUUCUCUUUCAGAUGCGGCUGAAAUUGUCUCUGCUCCCAGAAACAGGACAGUCCUGGAAUAUGACAAUGUUACUUUCUUUUGCAAUGCAUCAAGUAAUCCACCCUCACAGAUUAUCUGGACCCAAGAAGGAAGCAGUACAGUUUUACAUACAAGAGAAACCUUUGUAAUUGAAAAUGUUUCAAGAAAACUUAAUGGACAGCGAUACAAAUGCAGGACAUGGAACAAUGUCACCAAAGAUGUGGAGGCAUAUGCUCAGCUCACCGUUCAUUGUGAGUAUUCAAUGACUCUUUCAUGAAAACCAAGAAUCACAAAGGAGAUAAGUUGGUACACUGCAAAAACAAAAGCAACAUCUACAAAAAGAAAACUGUUAAAUUCAGGUUGCUUUUCCCUUUAUAUGCCAACAUCACUUUGCAAGUUCUCCAUACUGUUGUCUACACAUUAAUAUGGUACUUACUUUUUAAGGAGAAUUUGCCUAAUGAUCAAGAGCAUUUUGACUUUUUCGACAUGUUCAUAAUUAUGUAAGAGAAAUCUUAAAAUUAAGAUUCACAAACCUAAAUGUAAAGGCAUGACGAUAUUAUCACUCAUUGUCUUGCCCAAAGACCAGUUGAAAUACUAAACCAUAUUUUGGUCCAUCUUUGUUUGCCUGAAUUCUAUUUGACUAAGUUUAAUACAAUUCCUUUUCUAAUGGUGUUGGUAUUACUGUGCCAAUACUUUUCUGUGAUGUAAGGAUAUACAUGUCUCUACAGACCCAUCAAACUAGAUAAAAUGCUCCAACUCGUUAAAAUGGUCUAAUUGGUAAAAAUUAUCUAUGUUUUAUUAAUAGUUAAUAUUUGAGAUAAAAUGGUUUAAACAUUUAAAAAGGUCCAGCCAGGUAAAAUGGUUCUAUUAGCUAAAAUUGUCUAAACAUCUAAAAAGGUCUAACUAGAUAAUGUGGUCCAACCACCUGAAGUGGUGUAACUAGAUAAAACGUUCCAACUGGUGGAAAUGGUCAAACUCGGUGUAACUGGUCAAAGUAAAUGGUCAAACUGUUUAAAAUAGCUUAAUCAGCUAAGAUGGUCUAAGACAAAAUGAUCCACUGGUCAAAGUCGUCUAGCUAAAUAAAAUGGUCAAACAAGAUAUACUGGUCCAACAAGCAGAAAUUGCCCAACAAAAGAAAUUGUUCCUACUGGUUAAAAUAAUCUUACUAGAUGAGGUAGGUUAGCCACUUAAAAUGGUCCAACAGGUUAUAUUGGCCCAAUGGUUAGAAUUAUGCAACCAGUAAAUAUGGUCCAACUGGUUCAACUGAAUCCGACCAGUCUACAUCUAUAAAAUGAUCAAAAUGCUAAAAAUGGUCUUAUUAGGUAACAUGGUCCAACCGGUUAAAAUGAUCAUCCAGUUGAAAUGGUCCUUUUAUUUAGUUAGACCAUGUAUACCGGUGGGACCAUUUUUUUAAAUUAGACCAUUUGUAACUGUUGAAUCAUUCUAUGUUUAUACACCACUUUACAACUUCUACUUAACUGUGUAUCCUUUGAUGAAAUUAUAAUGAACCAUCACCUUUUUCCCAAUAUUCAUGCAAGUAAUCACUAUCGAUUUUUAUUCUCUGUCUAAAAGAUCCUCCAACAUCAACCAUGAUUACAGCACUUCCCGCAAACACGACAGUGCUGCAUAAUACUUUCAUGAUGCUAAACUGUAGUACAGAUGCCAACCCUGAUGCUCAUACUUAUCACUUCUACCUUAAUGGCAACCUUAUUGGUAACAGCAGUUCUGGAAUGUUUAAUAUCCCCGUAAAAGAAGAUGGAGAGUACACUUGUGUUCCUGUUAACAAAGUAGGCACAGGAAGCAAUGCUAGUGUCGGCAUCACUGCUGUUGGUGAGUUCAGUGUAGAGCUGACUGCAAUUUAGAAUAGCUAAUUUAUCGCAUCAAGUCCGUUGUUGUGUGCUCUACCAAUUUCGUUAAAAUAUUAAAGAUUCACCCUAGAUAUAUAUGUACAAUUUAACUGACUCAAUAGACCUUAAUACCGCCAUACUAUGAUGUGUUUCUGUGCACAGGGUAGACACAGUAAUGCUACAGUCCACACUAAGGGUUUUGGUAUGCAUCUGGUCAGAAAGUUUGCAUGAGACGAGUGACGAAUAAUAAAUUCACCAUUUUGUUGUUUUAGUAAGUUAAUAAUUGUGUGCUUAGUGAUCUGAUGGGAAGGUGAUCAGAUGAGCAAUUAUUAUGUCAAAUUAGAUGGCUAGGAAAUUAGUUAUGUGUUCUGUCCCUUAUUUUUGUGGAUUUGGCAUUUCAUCAUCAAGGAAGGCUGUCAGAUUUUUUGUAAUUCCACGGACUUACAUAUAAUCGGGAUUUGCCGACUAGAAUAAAUACUGGUGCAAUAUUAGUAACCUUAACUGAUAACACAAACAACUGUAUUAGUGAUAUUUUAUUUCAGUGGCCCCAGUUGCUGAUGUGGUUCCUCAAACUGGCGUAGUUGUGGAAGGUGGAAACAUUACCUUGAUCUGUAACAGCAGUGGUGUUCCUUCUCCAUCAGUUGUCUGGACUCAAGUUGGAACCACAAACGUUUUGUCUCAAAACAAUUUACUUAGGGUGGUAAAUGUAACCAGACCAGAGACACCAGAUAACAUGAUCCAGUAUCAGUGUACAGCCAGUAAUGGAGUAGGUACACAUGGUACCGCUGCAGUUAACAUAACUGUUCAAUGUGAGUUAAUAAUUGUACAUAUUUUAACCAGUAGGAACAUUUUCUCUUGUUAGGAAGUCGUUUGUUGCAUGGUUAGUUGUAAAUUUUACAGGUGUAUCUUUACAAUACGAAAAGGUUCUGUGCUUGAAUAAGAAGGAAAACAGAGAAGACCAGAUCUGUUGCUCGAUGUUAAUCUUGCCUGAAGGCGUUUUAUUUUCCUGCUUACGCUUUCUUGAUUCACACUGUAAGUAAUUUUUUUUACUUUUAAGAUCCUCCGGAGAUAGUCAGAUAUCCAUCCACUUCACCCAUCAUUGAAGGUGGCAACAUCACACUUGUUUGCCAGGCUAUUGGAAAUCCACAGCCAAACAUAACUUGGACCAAGAGAGGAAGCGAUAAAAUUUUGUCCCAUUCAGAGGCACUUGUCUUGGCUAAUUUAACCAGGUUAGACAACGAAACAGAAUACGAAUGCAAAGCCAUGAACUAUUUAGGAUUCGUUGAAGCCUCGACUUCAGUUACCAUCCACUGUAAGUACAAUGUAGAAUUGCUUAUGCAUGUAACGUAUUAGCUCUAUGUAAAUUGAAACCUCAGCUAAGUUACCUAUCGAUGAGCAAAUACUGGACAAUUAUUUAUAUGUUGUGGUUCAAUUUUAUCCUUGGUUCAAAUUUUAUUGACUUUUGUCUAUGGGUGUUGUCAUGUAUGAUAAUGAGUUUGAAACAAAGGAAAAUAACGUUUGAACCAAGGAUAAAAUGAACCACAACAGAUACAUGUAGGUCCCCUUUAGGUAGAAAAACCUAAAAACAGUCUAAAGAUUGAUUUUAGAUUAGAUCUGUACACAUGAUAUUUUUCCUUAUUUAGAUCCAUCCUUGAUUGAUUCUGCCCCAAUCAGUCAAGUUGUCCUUGAAGGAAACAACUUGACCCUACGCUGCAGUGCUUCUGGAAAUCCUACACCAAACAUCACGUGGACUAAAGAUAAAAGUUCAUCAGUGCUACAUCAAGGAGAUACUUACAGCAUUGUGGACAUAGACAGAAAUGCUGCAGGGAAUUACACAUGUACAGCUUGGAAUGGAGUGGGAGAACCAAAAAAAGCCAUUGCUGCAGUAUCUGUACACUGUAAGUUGUGUUACACUUACAUUUGGUGAAUCAACUCUUCAAUCUAAAAAAAUUACCCCAUGUUUGAUAGCGACAACUUUAUUAUUGCACCAUUUCUAUAGAAAUUCACUUGAAAAUCUUUGUUGAAUAUAUUUAUAUAUUUUUACAUUGUAUAGCAAGCGUUUGGUAGCUGACAAAAAGGAGACACUAACUUGUAAAAUUCAGUGACAAAUGGACACUUUAACUAUCUUUUUCUCCCUCCCCCUGUGGACUUAAAACUGUAAUGUCAACAGUAAUCGUUGUAGUCUUGAGGUACCCUUGGUUACAUCGAAGAUGAUCACCAUCAGAGCUGUUGUGUUCUCUUAUCUAGACAAAAUUGACACAAACAUAACGUAUCAUUAGAUUAAUUGUGGGUUGCACUAAAGCCCGGUAUUGAUAUGAUCGUCCAGAUUUCCGCGAUCACCCUAAGUGAUGCUUCAGGGUUCUGGACGGUUAGAAAGAAAUUAGGCCCAAAUAUCGCGAGGACCACGACCGUCUGGCUAGAAUUCAGUGUAUAGCCUGUUUUUACCAUGAUAUCACAGAUUGCGCUAAUCCUAUCGAAAACUGAGGCGAGCAGGACGUGUGGAAAUUAGGCGUCGGGGGAAAUAUUACUUUUGAAAUUUUUUUACCAUAUCCAAAUGUUAUCCAAAUCUCCGACAAAAACUCCGUCAUUGAAAUAUGGGAGUCGUAGACCGUAGGCUUGUGUUUGAAUUGUCACUAUUCCUUUAAUCUGAUCAGAUCCUGCUGAGAUAGUCACUCGUCCUAAAGACCAAGUGUUGUGGUUGGGGGAGAACACAACUCUAGUGUGUGACGCUGUUGGUAACCCUGUGCCAAACAUGAGUUACUCUGUGCUUGGAGAGAAUGCCUCAGUUGUUUACAGCAAGACACUUGUUAUUAAGAGUUCCAGCGUAACUUAUGUUAGGAUGUACACAUGCACGGCAUUUAAUGGAGUACAGCCACCAGCGUCUGUCAAUGCUACUGUUACAGUGUUGGGUAAGUGUUGUACUUCACACAUUUGUUUCCCUUAGUUCUUUGGAGGAGAUUGUUUCGUAUGUGUAAUUCAAUGGAAAUAAAUUUCUUUGAAGCGAAACUAAAGCCUACAGUUUAGACAAUUGAUUUUAAUUUUCACCAUGAGAGGCCACUAGAUAUGAUUACCUAUUGUUGACGCGUGGUCUAAACAAGUAAUUUUUUUCUUCCUUUCAAACGUACAUUCAAAACUAGAGAGAAUGAAAUGAACUUCAAUUGGUAUAUCAUCGGGUAUGCAACACCUUCUAUUUAGACGCAUUGGUGAUCUUGCAUUCAUCAAGGAAAGUUGGCGUUUCUAGAAUUUUAUUAAGAAUAAUUGCAACAUGCCCUGAUUAACAAAAACAAGGAUAUAGAAGACUCUUUUUAACAUGAAAAUUACCUUUCCUGGGAGAUACGAAGUGUAGUGACUUAGAGAGUGCUUUAUGAAUAAUUAAGCGGAGGAUUCUGUUUAUUAACGUCUCAUGAGUUCGCUUUUCUCUCUCCUCAUCGGUAGCAUACUCAUGAUGUAACCUGCCUUUUAUUUACUAAGAAAUCCCGCUUAAAACUACGUAUUGUGUGUAUACGAGAGUUGUAUCUUCUUUUUCCAACAGUAAGACCUUGUUCUCGUUCCCCCUGUGCUAAUGGAAAUUGUACGGACAUAAAGACGCCGCCAUCUUACCGUUGCAUUUGUCCUUCUGGUUAUCAGGGAAGACACUGUAUUCAGCAGAGUAAGUCUUCUUGCCCCUUUUUAAAUAUACGUGCCAUUUUCUUCACGAUGGUUAUUAUUAUCGUUGUUAGUUAUAUCAUCAUUAAUAUCACAAGAACAUCAUGAACCCUUUCAGUUCCAACGGUGCUGAUCUGUUGUGGCUUUUAUACUUCUGAGCCGGUUAUUCAAAGUCCAUCAACAGCCAUCCUUAAACCCAUAAUUUUCAGCGUUCACUUUUGCUCUCAGCGCGUAUCGAUCAUCAUAUGAUCUACUUGUGUUACUGUGGACUCUAAAUUGUCAUAGUUGUCCCAAUCUUUUACAAUGAUACAUGCUUGUACCGCUUUUUUGCUAUUUAUUUUAGUUACAAAAGAAACUGAUAGAGUGAGGGGGAGAGUAAAACUUGAAAGGUGUCCAUACAAGUAUCACCCAGACUACAAUAACCACAGCAGUGAGAUGUACAAGGAGCUCAGCAACUACUUUAUAAAGAAUGUAAGUUGUUUAAAGUUUGCCUUUCAGGUGAAUAUUUGAAAGGCUCUGUAGUAAAUGUUGAUAUGAAUUCUGUCUAGGCAGUACACUCCCUGCAAAGCAGAAUACUUACAGUGCUCAAAGGUGGUCCCUUUCCCUUUUUUGUUGCUUCUUUUGUUGAAGACAAACUGAGGGGUGCCAUUUUCAUCUUGUCUCCCUCUUGAAGCGGCGUCCACAGCACUGUUGAGAUAAAUUAAUGUCACGAGGAAAGUUGCUGUAUAUAAUAAAGUCAAUUCCCAGUAAGAGGGCGUCAACCUGUGUGUGUAGUAGUUGCAAAGAAUACUUACAAAGAGAAUGAUUGAAUUGUGAAAAUGCUUUUGUCGGUCUAAAGAAACAUUGUUGGGCUUGUUCAAAAUUUCCGUGGGUCAAAAACUUCAUGAUUUGCUACAAUAUUGAACGAUAAAAAGUUCACGGCAUUGAUUGCUUCUCUGAACGGUAUGAUCCGUUACCUACUUUGAAAGGGCCCUUUUUUGUCCUAAAAAGUUUGGGAUCACUCGCUGUCGCAGUCAUUGGUUUCUAUCUUUACUUUCAAUCAUGACUUUUGCGCCGUGGGGUAAAAUCCCCCAAGAAGUUGCGACUUUCUAUGCGAUGUGAAAACUAUCUCUUUACCUGGGCAAGACACACUCUCCAUGUUCGCCAUCUGUUUGCUCUAUAGCUUUUUAUCAGGCCCGGUGAUUUGGUAGGUUCCACUUUUAAUAUCGCAUGACUGAACUGAGAGAUCCGAACAGCUUGUUAGAUCUCGUCUAUCUUCUAAUACUGGCAUCGACACAGUUCAUAUCCUUGAACAAUUCUAUUAAAGUAGUAUGUUUUUUUGUAGAUGACUCUAUUAUACGAAAAUGAGAAACAAUUUGGUCUCGUCACAGUUAACGACAUUUAGUAAGAGUAAAGUAUUAUUAUCAUUAUAAUUAUUAUCAUUAUCGUUAUUGUUGUUAUUAUUAUUAUCAUCCUAAUUAUCAUUUCUGUCGUUGUUGUUUCUCUUUUUUUUUUUUUUUUUUUUGUAUUCCAUGUGCAACUCUUUUUUUCACGCGGCUUACUCAUCAGUCCCAAAAGAACAAAUGCAUUAAUGAAGGGAAUAAUGAGGAUAAUUGGAAUGUUGCCAAAACUUACGGUGAUAUCUAAAUUGUUCGGACGCAGUGAAGUCACGCGCGAGGAGAGGAGCGCGAUAAAAUGAAAUUUUGUUCCUCGCGCUUUGCGCUCUCCUCGCGCUUGUCUCCGUUCGCCUGAAAAACGGUCACAACAGAAAACGCUUGUUCGGCUUGUUAUCUUCCGAAUGAAAUACCAUGAAUCCGAGAAAAAUGCCAAUUGAUUUCUGUUUUGCUCUAUGCUUUCCCUUUUGUUAUAUUUUCCCCCUCACUUUUGACUUGUUUUGAUGUCAUUGGCAAAGACGUCAUUCGUCGUGGCACAGAUACGUGUUUCCAUCAAACAUAUUUUUUGACGUCAAUUAGACUACUUGUUCAUAACUUACUUAUCAGAGGGUUUCUACUGUUUUGACAGCAGUGA